Molecule: messenger RNA, 70286 nt
Organism: Drosophila virilis
Lineage: Eukaryota; Metazoa; Arthropoda; Insecta; Diptera; Drosophilidae
Gene: sls
Product: sallimus
Molecular function (GO): protein kinase activity; protein binding
Source: RefSeq, a predicted model, not a curated record
AUUUUGUCAUUCUUCGCUCGCACCUCACAAACGAUCGACGUCUUGGUUUCAGUCUCGGGGAUUAUGACUUGAAACAGUUGGAAAAUAGAUAUUAUUUAAAGAAAUACAUAUAUAUAUAUAUAUAUAUAUACGGUAUCUAUACACACAUAUAUAUAUAUAUAUAUUUGUUCAGCCAUAUAGUUCGCAUAGAGUUUUUUAUAAAAGAGUCGCAGCAUACAUAUAGAACGUCGCAAGGAUAACGCAUUGAACAAAAGAAGCGAAAGUAUCUGUAAAGAAAUAUAUUUCAAUAUAUACAUAAAUAUAUAAAGUGAAGAAGCAAAUCAAAAGAGAGAAAAGUGAUCGAGAGGUGUUUUAUUUUUAGUGCAGUUGACAACUGCAUCGAUUUGGUUGUCAUUUUCAAUGAUAUAUAGUGAUAUAUAACGACUUAAAAUGCAACGACAAAAUCCGAACCCAUACCAGCAGCAGCAGCAGCAGCAGGAGCAGCACCAACAACAACAGGUGCAGCAGCAAUACUCCACCCAGGAGUAUUCGCACUCCAGCCAAGAGCAGCAUCAGCAGCAAAGGAUUAGCCGCACUGAACAACAUGUUCAGAGGAGUCAAAUCACCACUCAGCAACGAGUACAACAACAUCAAGGCGGUAUCGGAGGCACCUAUGUACCGCCCUCGUUGACACACGUUUAUGCGCAAGGUGACAUCUCACCGCCUGUAUUUGAGCAAAUCUUCAAGAACGCUCGCUUCGCUCAGGGCGGCAACGCCCUGUUUGAAGGUAGGCUGCGUGGCAACCCGAAGCCAUUCGUUACAUGGACCCGAAAAGGCGCACCACUUCUCGAGUCGCAAAAGUUUCGUAUGAGCUACAACGAAGCCACGGGUGAUGUGUCCCUACUGAUCAACCAGAUAGGGCCCGGAGACGAAGGCGAGUAUACGUGUACGGCUCGUAAUCAGUACGGCGAAGCCAUCUGCAGUGUCUAUAUUCAACCGGAAGGCGCACCAAUGCCUGCACUGCAGCCCAUCCAGAAUCUGGAGAAGAACAUCUACUCCAAUGGCUAUUCGUAUACGUCCAUUGAGGAGGAAUUCCGUGUGGAUACGUUUGAGUAUAGACUUUUGCGUGAGGUCUCCUUCAGGGAGGCUAUUACGCGUCGCUCUAGCUAUGAGCAAGACACUCAGCUGUCCCAUGAGCUGGAUCGCUCCCUGGGCCCUGCGCAAGCACCACAAAUAUCGCAGAAGCCCAGAAGCUCGAAGCUCAUCGAGGGCUCUGAUGCUGUCUUCACAGCCCGCGUGGGCUCCAACCCGAAACCACGUCUUACCUGGUUCCACAACGGACAACGUCUGGUAGCCUCGCAAAAAUAUGAGAUCUCUUAUUCGAGUGGCGUUGCCACUCUGCGUGUGAAGAACGCCAAUGCCAAGGAUGGCGGCCAUUAUACCCUCUUGGCCGAGAAUUUGCAAGGCUGCGUCGUCUCCUCAGCUGUGCUGGCCGUCGAGCCGGCAGCUGAGACUGCCUACGAACCCAAGCCCGUGGAUCAGAUGGCUGAGCAGCUGGAAGCUGGCAAGGCUUUGCCGCCCACAUUUGUCAAGGCUUUCAACGAUCGGGAGGUUACCGAGGGACGCAUGACGCGUUUUGAUUGCCGUGUUACUGGCAAUCCCUAUCCCGAGGUCUUCUGGUUUAUCAAUGGCCGUCAAGUGCGCGAUGAUACUUCGCACAAGAUCCUGGUCAACGAGUCCGGCAGCCAUUCGCUGAUGAUCACAAAUGUGAGCCGCUUGGAUGGCGGCGCUGUGCAAUGCUUGGCCCGCAACAAGGCCGGUGAGGUUGCCAUCGAGGCACAACUGCAUGUGCUGGAGAAAGAGCAAGUUGUCGCACCACAAUUUGUUCAACGCUUCAGCACGAUGACUGUGCGCGAGGGUGAGCCCAUCAGCAUGAGCGCCAAUGCCAUUGGCACACCAGUGCCGCGCAUCACCUGGCAAAAGGAUGGUGUACAAAUUUCAUCAACUGCUGAACGCUUUGUGGGUAUCGAUGGCGGCGCCACUUGCCUGGAGAUACCACAAGUUAAGGCAACCGAUGCUGGCUGGUAUCAGUGUACCGCACAAAAUAUUGCCGGUUCCACAGCGAACCGGGCAAGACUCUAUGUCGAAGUUCCCAGAGAGCAACCAAGUCAAGAACAAAGGCGUCUUAAUCUUCCAAGACCAACGAAAGUUAUCGAGCCUGAGCCAAUCCCUGGUCCUGAAAUCAUUUAUUUGCGCCAUGUGGAACGCGCCAAGCCCCAUCUGCGACCUGGCGAGGAGGAUCGCGUUUAUCCUCCACCACAGUUCAUUAUACCCCUGCAGAAUGUGCAGCAAACCGAAGGUGGUCGAGUCCACAUGGAGGCGCGCAUUGAACCCGUCGGCGAUCCAAGCAUGGUCGUCGAAUGGUUCCUCAAUGGUCGCCCGCUGGCAGCCAGUGCCCGCGCCACAUCUGUCUUCAAGUUUGGCUUCAUUGCUCUGGAUCUAUUGAGCAUAAUGGGUCACGAUUCUGGAGAAUACAUGUGUCGCGUCAGCAAUGCCAGCGGUGUGGCAGAGUCGCGCGCCAUUUUAUCGGUGGUCCAGCGACCGUCCAUUGAGCAAUCGUCGCAGAAUCCGAACAGCUUGCAGUACAUCAACCAGCUGGAAGAUUACUCGCGCUAUCAGCGCCAGGAGAGCUCAGAGGAGUUGAUGAAUCAAGCUCCACAAUUUAUACGUCCACUGCGCGAUCUGGGUGAAUUCGAGGAGGGCAAGAAUGUGCACUUUGAGGCGCAAGUGACCCCAGUUAAUGAUCCCAGCAUGCGUGUGGAAUGGUACAAGGAUGGCUUACCAAUUACCGCUAGUUCGCGCAUCACGGCCAUAUUUAACUUCGGCUAUGUCUCCCUAAACAUAUUGCACCUACGCGCCGAAGAUGCCGGUAACUACACCGUGCGCGCCGUGAAUCGCAUUGGUGAAGCCAUCAGCCAGUCCACCAUACGCGUGCACACGCGCUCCCAGGUCACCGCUGAUCUGGGCAUACCCGAACAGCAGCGUUACAUUGAAAAAGUUGAGGAAUUGGAGGACUACCGCAAGUCCCAGCAGCGUCGCCAUGUCCAGGAGGCCCCGGAGGCCAUUGCGCCGCCCCAAUUCAAAACACCCAUCCAGAAUCAGCUGGAUUUGCGUGAGCACGCGCAUGCGCAUUUCGAGGCACGUCUCGAACCCAUUAGCGAUUCAACCAUGCGCGUGGAAUGGCUUAAGGAUGGACAACCUCUUGAGGCUAGCUCGCGCAUAACCACCUAUCAUAACUUUGGCUACGUCGCGUUGACCAUCAAGCAGAUAACCAUAUACGAUGCUGGCACCUACACUUGCCGCGCCUACAAUGCCAUGGGGCAGGAUACAACCACGGCCCAGUGUACGGUCAUAUCGAAGAACGAGAUUGUCUCGGAUACGCAACAUCCGGGAGGUUUGCAAAAAAUCCAGCACUUGGAGGACUCUUCACGCUAUGGUCGUCGUGAGGAGGAGGAAACGUACAUAACACAGGCACCGCGUUUCCUGGGCCCACUCAAGGGCACCACCAAGAUCCUGGAGGGUCAACGCGCUCACUUUGAGGCACGCGUGGAGCCACAAAGUGAUCUUGGCAUGCGCAUCGAAUGGUAUCAUAAUGGGCGCGCUAUUACCGCAGCCAAUCGUAUACAAACAUACUACGACUUCGGCUAUGUUGCCCUGGAUAUUUCACAGGUGCGCGCCGAGGAUGCGGGCAUAUACACUGUGGUAGCUAGAAACAAGCUAGGUGAAGCUCAAUUGCAAGCAACGAUGGUAGUGGAAACUCGUUCCAACAUCGACACAUCUAGCAUGCACCGCGGCCUCUAUGAAAAAACGCAGAACCUGGAGAACAAACCUUUCGUGGAGCCACAGUAUGAUAUUGAGGAAAUCUCAAAGUCGAAGCCCGUCUUUGUGCAGCCUCUUACUGAUCCCAAGCCCAUACACGAUGGCAAAAAUAUUCAUCUGGAGUGCCGUCUUGAGCCCAUGGGAGAUCCUACAAUGCGCGUUGAAUGGUUCCAUAACGGACGCCCAGUCACCGUCGGCUCAAGGUUCCGCACCUACUACGAUUUUGGUUUCGUCGCCUUGGACAUCAUCCAGGCUACGGCAGCGGACUCUGGCGAGUAUACUGUGCGCGCCACCAAUCAUCUGGGCUCAGCCCACACCUCCGCUUGUGUGCGUGUAAUUGAUCGCACCGAUGUGGUGACUGAAACCCAAAAUGAGCAAUCGCUGGAGCAGAUUCAGUUGCUUGAAGACUCGCGUCGGCGUCACCACCAGGAAGAAGAUAUAACCAUCAUGCAGGCGCCGCAGUUUACACGUGCACUUCAUAACAUCGAAACCGUCGAAGGCACCAAUGUGCAUCUGGAAUGCCGCCUGCAGCCCGUGGGCGAUCCUAGCAUGCGCAUCGAAUGGCUUGUUAAUGGCAAGCCAGUAAAGACGGGCCAUCGUUUCCGUCCCGCUUACGAGUUUGACUAUGUUGCGCUGGACUUGCUCGGCUGCUAUGCAAUUGAUUCGGGCGUCUACACGUGCCAAGCACGUAAUCAAUUGGGCGAGGCUGUCACCUCUUCCUCCGUUCGCAUCAUCGCCAAAAAAGAUUUGAUUCUGGAAACCCAGAAUGAAUCUGGCCUACAGAAGAUCCAAUAUCUGGAGGAUUCCUCACGGUAUCGUCGUAAUGAGUUUGUGGAUGAGGUGGUCAAAAUUCGUCCACGCUUUCUUACCCAUCCAAAGAGCCUGACCAACACCCGCGAGGGUGCCCACGCGCACUUCGAGUGCAAAAUAGAGCCAGUCACUGAUCCCAAUCUGAAGGUGGAGUGGUUCAAGAAUGGCCGUCCUAUUACUGUAGGUCAUCGUUUCCGUCCCAUACAUGAUUUCGGCUACGUGGCCUUGGAUAUUGUUGGCCUGAUUGCAGAGGACUCUGGUGUUUACACUUGCCGCGCUGUUAAUCAGAUUGGCUCUGAUGAAACUCAGGUGGAGCUGCAAUGCCGCAGCGGCGAGCAAAUUGUCACCGUUACCCAGAAUGAGGCUGGCUUGGAACAAAUUCAUUAUCUAGAGGAUCGUUCGCGAUAUAGCCGCCGCGAGGAGAUCGACGAGAGUACCAAGCAGGCGCCAGUCUUCACCACCUCGUUGAAAAACAUUGAGAUCAAGGAAAAUCAGCGUGCCCACUUCGAAUGCCGUUUGAUUCCGGUUUCGGAUCCCUCGAUGCGUGUAGAAUGGUACCACAACAACUUGCCCUUAAAAUCUGGCUCCCGUUUCACAGAGACUAACAACUUUGGCUUCGUUGCCUUAGACAUUAUGUCCACCCUGCCAGAGGAUGCGGGUACCUACACUUGCCGUGCCUACAAUGCAGUGGGUGAAGCCAUCACCUCUGCCGUUGCCGUGGUGCACACCAAGAAGUCCAUCUAUUUGGAGUCCCAGCACGAGACUGCAUUGCCACGACUGCAGCACUUGGAGGAUGGCUCCAAGCGUCAACGCAUUAGCGUUCAGGAUGAGUUUGUUUCACAGGCUCCGGUCUUUACCAUGCCCGUUAGGGAUGUUCGUGUAGCUGAAAACCAAGCUGUGCACUUUGAAGCCCGUCUUAUUCCCGUGGGUGAUCCAAAACUCAAGGUUGAAUGGCUGCGCAAUGGCCAGCCCAUUGAGGCAUCUAACCGCACAACCACCAUGCACGACUUUGGAUAUGUGGCUCUGAACAUGAAGUACGUCAAUCCCGAAGAUUCUGGCACCUAUACCUGCCGUGCGGUUAACGAGCUGGGUCAGGCCGUAACAUCCGCCUCUCUGAUUGUGCAGUCUAAGACGGCCAUUCAGCUUGAGACACAGCACGAAGCAGCCAUGCACAAGAUUCAUCAGCUAGAGGAUCACAGCAAGUACCAGCGCCGUGAGGAGGAGGAAUAUACCGUUACCACUGCGCCCACGUUUGUUACCAAGUUAAUUGGACCCACCAAUCUGGUUGAGGGUCAAAGUGCCCAUUACGAAUGCCGCAUUGAACCCUAUCCGGAUCCAAAUCUGAAGGUUGAGUGGUUACAUAACGGCAAGCCCCUGAGCACUGGCCAUCGCUUCCGCACCACCUACGAUUUUGGUUUUGCCGCCCUCGACAUUCUCACUGUCUAUGCGGAGGACAGUGGGGAAUACACUUGCCGUGUGACUAACAAUCUGGGCGAGGCUGUCAACUCGAUUGCCCUCAAUGUGACUUCCCGUUCGUCGAUUAUUCAUGAAACGCAGCACGAGGAGGCGUUGCAUAAGAUUCAGCAUCUGGAAGAUACCUCCCGUUUCCAGCGCAAAACCGAAGAGGAUCAAUUCCACGCGGAGCGUCCACAGUUCGGACGCCCACUGCGUAAUGCCAAGGUCAAUGAGGGCACACCCGUACAUCUUGAAGCCACACUAAUCCCCGUGAACGAUCCCACUAUGAAGGUCGAAUGGUAUUGCAAUGGCAAACCCAUCCAAUCGGGACACCGUUUCAAGACCACUUACGAUUUCGGUUUUGUUGCCUUGGACAUACUGUAUGCUCACGCCGAAGACACAGGCACCUACAUGUGCAAGGCUAAAAAUGCUGUUGGGGAAGCUGUCACGACUUGUGCUGUAAACGUAACAGCAAAUAAGACACUGGAUCUGGAUACGCUUGAUGCUCAACGACUUGAGAAGAUUCGCCAGCUUGAAACCUAUGUGGCACCCGCAAAGGUCGAAGUGGAGGAGAAAGGACAGAAACCAAUUUUCCUUACCCCACUUAGCAACCUAGAGCAUCUUAAGGAGGGCGAGCAUGGCCAUUUGGAGUGUCGCGUUGAGCCUAUCAAUGAUGCCAAUCUGAAGAUCGAGUGGUUCUGCAAUGGAAAGCAAUUGCCUACUGGACAUCGUUAUCGCACCACCCAUGACUUUGGCUACGUAGCUCUGGACAUUUUAUACGUUUAUGGCGAGGACACAGGCACUUAUAUGUGCAAGGCCACCAAUCUCCUGGGCGAAGCGGUCAAUACCUGCAAUGUGCGUGUGCUGAACCGACGCAGCAUGAUAUUGGAUACUCAGCAUCCUGAUGCUCUAGAGAAGAUACAGAAGUUGGAGUCUAAGGUUGUCACCACACGCACCGAAGUCGGCGAUCACCCCAUUGGUCCACCCCAUUUCACCGCUGAACUGCGCGGCUCCACAGAGAUAUACGAGGGACAAACGGCGCACUUUGAAGCCCAGGUGGCGCCCGUGCACGAUCCCAACUUGCGAAUUGAAUUCUAUCAUAAUGGCAAGCCCCUGCCCUCGGCUGCCCGAUUCCACAUCACCUUCGACUUUGGCUAUGUGUCAUUAGACAUUACUCAUGCCGUGGCCGAAGAUGCGGGCGAAUAUUCUGUGCGUGCUGUUAAUGCCCUGGGUCAGGCCGUAUCUACGACCAAUCUGCGAGUGAUCGCCCGCGGCACUAUUAUUUCAGACACUCAACAUCCUGAAGGCCUAGAGAAGAUACGUAAAUUGGAGUCUGCGGCACCGCAUCAGCGUCAGGAAGUUGAAACUCCUGGCACACGCCAGCGUCCAGUAUUCACACAACCGCUUCAAAAUAUUGAUCGCAUCAAUGAGCACCAGACCGCCCACUUUGAAGCUCGCCUGAUUCCAGUGGGCGAUCCCAACCUGAAGGUCGAAUGGUACCGUAACGAGAAACUGAUCGAAGAUAGCUCCCGUAUUACUAAGCAGCAUGACUUUGGCUUUGUUUCGCUGGAUAUCUCGCACAUCCGUAAGGAGGACGAGGGCGUUUACAUGUGCCGCGCCAUCAAUCCGCUGGGUGAGGCUGUCACCACCGCUUCUAUGCGCGUGGUUACUGAGGCCAGCAUCCAAAUGGAUACUCAACAUCCGGACAGCAUCCGUCGUAUUCAUCAGCUGGAGAAGCCGCUGGCUCCACUUCCCACCGAGCCGGAGCGUCUCUUCGAGAAGCCCAUCUUCACACAGCUUCUUACAGGCCCGUCUGAGCUGUGGGAGGGUGCACAUGCGCACUUUGAAGCUCGUGUUGUACCUGUCGGUGAUCCCUCACUCAAGUUCGAGUGGUUCAUUAAUGGCGUGGAACUGCAAAUGGGAUCCCGUCUGCGCACCACCCACGACUUUGGCUUUGUCACUCUGGACAUUGCAGCUGUGGUGCCUGAGGACGCUGGUGUGUACAUGUGCCGUGCCUACAAUGCCGCUGGCGAGGCUGUGUCUUCCACUGCCAUGAAGGUGAAGACGAGAGCUAACAUUGAUGGACAGCCCUUGAUUCCCGAGUCCUGGGAGGCCAUUCGCCUGAAAGAGGCAGCAAUGAACCGUGUGCCCGAAAUGUUCGUGGACUCUACACCACAGCAGGCUCCAGUUUUCACCACCCAUUUGCAAAGCUACGACAAAUUGCACGAGGGUCAGCAUGUUCUUCUGGAGGCUCAGGUAGAGCCACGCGCCGAUCCCAAUCUGCGCAUUGAGUGGUUCAAGAACGGCAUCUCAUUGACCACCGGCUCUCGUAUACGCAGCACCUUUGACUUUGGCUUGGUUACCUUGUCCAUUAAUGGCUUGCGUGAGGAUGACUCCGCUAUUUACACUUGCAAAGCCACCAACCAGGUGGGCGAGGCGGUGUCGACUUCGUCACUCAAGAUUGAAGAUCGCCACUGGCUACACGCUGAGUCUUUGCAUCCGGACUCACUGCCACGAAUUGGUGAGCUGGAGGCACCUAAGGAGGGUCGUCCAGAGGCCCCAGAGCCGACAUAUGAGACGCCUGUGUUCAUCACACAUUUGAACAACAUUGAGUGCAAGGAGAGCGACAAUGUGCGCUUCGAGUGCAAUGUGGAGCCAGCUCGUGAUCCAACUAUGAAGAUUGAAUGGUUCUACAAUGGACAACCCCUGCAGGCCGCUGCCAAGUUUAAGUCCAUCUAUGACUUUGGCUAUUGUGCCCUGGAUCUGACCAAUGCGUAUGCCGAGAACAGCGGCAUCUAUACCUGCAAGGCCACCAAUAGCAAGGGCUCGGCCACCACUUCUGGAACAUUGAAAUGCACUGGUGGCAAGACCAUGUUCCUGGACACCCAACAUCCACAGGGUGAGAGCGGUCUAGAAGCUGUGCAGGAAACGGAAGAGGCAUUGGCCAAUCGAUAUGCCCAGAAGACAACCAAGCCGGAGACUCAAUACCCACCACCAGUCUGGACUAAGCCACUGCAGCAGGAGUUCCACCUAUCCGAGGCGCAACCUAUCCAUCUGGAAGCCAAUGUGGAGCCCAAAGAGGAUCCCAACUUAGUUAUCGAAUGGUAUUUCAAUGGCAAACUGCUGCAGCAUGGUUCACGCUUUAAGAUGACCACCGAAUUCGGUUUCGUUACCAUGGAUAUGAUAGAAGUGUACUCCAGAGAUCAGGGCAUUUACACUUGCAAGGCCUACAACAAGGCUGGCGAAGCAUUCACCUCCACAACAAUAUUCUGCUCUAGCAAAGACAAUAUCAUUGAAUCCACUCAGCAUCCUAAGGGCGCCGAGGGUCUGGAGCAAAUUCAAGAUCUAGAGGACUCAUUGCGCAAGGAUGGCAGCAAGCCGGAGCAACCAGAACAGGGAAUUGCACCACGUUUCACCACCGAAUUCGUUAACAUUGUGGAUAUUGGCGAAGGCGAAUUGGCCCAUUACGAGGCCAAUCUCAUACCUCUGGGAGAUCAGAGCAUGGUCAUUGAAUGGUUCUUUAACGGAAAGGUUCUUGAGGCCAGCCAUCGCGUGCGCACCAUCUAUGCCUUUGGUACCGUCGCACUGGAAGUGCUGGGCACCAAAAUCGAGGAUACUGGCACCUACACCUGCCGUGCCACUAACAAAUAUGGUUCGGCUGAGAUAAGCUGCACUUUGGAGUGUGUAGAGAAGCCACGUGGUCAGAAGCCACACUUCACAUCGCAUAUUCAACCGCUGCAGGGCCUGAAGGAUAGUCAAUCUGCGCACUUUGAGUGCACCUUGAUUCCGGUUAAUGAUCCAGAGCUCAAGGUCGAGUGGUAUCAUAAUGGCAAACUGCUUCGUCACUCCAAUCGCAUUAAGACGGUAUCCGACUUUGGCUAUGUGGUCCUAGACAUUGCCUAUCUGCAGGAUCACGACAGUGGUGAAUAUGUUUGCCGAGCCUACAAUAAAUAUGGCGAGGACUUCACCCGUACCACUCUUAACUGUGGUGGUCGUGGCGGCGUUUUCUACGACAGCUUGCAGCCCGAUUCACUGCAAAGGAUUCGUGAGCUAGAAUGCCCACAGGGACAGCAAACUGAUACCAGUGCACCGCUGGUUGCCGAGCCACCAAAGUUUAUUACGCAGAUCAGCGAUGUCACCAAGCUGGUGGAGGGCCAGAGCGCUCACUUCGAGGCCCGCCUGACGCCGAUUACCGAUCCUGACUUGGUGGUUGAGUGGUAUUUUAAUGGCAAGAAGCUUCCACAUGGCCAUCGUUUCCGCACCUUCCACGACUUUGGUAUUGUCAUCCUGGACAUACUCUAUUGCUACGAGGAGAACUCAGGCGUUUACGAGUGCCGUGCCUUCAACAAGUACGGCGAGGAUGUUACUCGUGCUAGUCUGAAGUGCGCAUCCAAGGCCAGCCUUAUUUUGGACUCACAGCUGCCACGCGGCAUGGAAGGUGGUCUGGAGAAGAUUGCCAAUCUGGAGUAUAGCAUGGUACGCUCGCGUGAAGAGACUACUGAAGAAACCAGAGGUAAGGCACCUGUAUUCACCGUGCCACUGGAGAAUAUUGAAAACCUGCGCGAGGGUGAGAAUGCUCACUAUGAGGCACGCAUUACGCCCGCCGAUGAUCCCAAGCUGAAGGUGGAAUGGUACUGGAAUGGCCGCCCAUUGAAAGCAGGCUCACGCUUCCGCACAUUCUGCGACUUUGGUUUUGUCAUCUUGGAAAUUUCGCCCGUUUAUCCCGAAGAUUCGGGUGAAUACUCGUGCCGUGCUAUCAAUGAGUACGGUGAGGCUGUGACCACCGCAACGAUGAAAAUUCAGGGCAAGCGCAGUAUCAUCAUGGAAUCGCAACUGCCCAAGGGCAUGGAGGGCACCAUCGAUCGUAUCGCCGAGCUGGAGGGUCUGGGCUCGCGCAGCACAGAGUUUGUACCGGAAGACGAUACAGGCAAGCCGCCAGAAUUUAUUACGACACCUUUCGACAUGGUCAUCGGAGAGAACUCCUUGGCCCACUUCGAGUGUCGUCUGCAACCCAUAAACGACCCCUCCAUGCGUGUGGACUGGUUCCACAACGGCAAGGCAUUAUGGUCCGGUUCUCGCAUUAAGACCAUUAACGACUUUGGCUUUGUCAUUCUUGAGAUUGCCGGCUGCUACCAGCGUGAUACAGGUCUGUAUACCUGCAAGGCGACCAACAAGCAUGGUGAGGCCACGGUGUCCUGCAAACUGCAGGUCAAGGGUCGCCAAGGAAUUGUUGUGGAGCCGCAGCUGCCCUCUAACUUCCGCACUGGCACUGAAAGCCUGCAAAAGCUGGAGGAAAGCAUGCACAAGCGGGAAGAGAUUGUCAUCGAUGAGGAGCAACCAAAUCCACCUAAGUUUAUUGAGCAAAUCAAGGAUAACUUGGAUGUGCCCGAAGGUGGACCGAUACACUUCGAUUGCCGUGUAGAGCCCGUUGGUGAUCCAACAAUGCGCAUCGAAUGGUUCUACAAUGGACGUGUCAUGGCCACCGGCUCCAGAGUGCAUCAACUGAACGACUUUGGCUUCAUUGCUUUGGAUAUUGACUAUAUCUAUGCCCGCGAUUCCGGCGAGUAUACCUGCCGUGCCACCAACAAAUGGGGCACUGCCACCACCACUGCAAAGGUGACCUGCAAGGGUAAGCACAACAUUGUUUAUGAAUCGCAGCUGCCUGAGGGCAUGACCGCCGAGAAGUUGAAGGAACUGGAACGCGGACGCAUACCAGAGGUACCCCAGAUUGUUGAAGAGCAGUUUGGACCACCGAAGUUCAUCACUCAAAUAGCUUCAUGCACGGCCGAGGAGUCUGAAGCCGUGAGGUUCGAAUGUCAAGUAGAGCCCAAGACGGAUCCCAGUCUGCGUGUUGAAUGGUAUCGCAAUGGCAAACCUUUGCCCCUGGGUCAUCGCUAUAGAAACGUCUUUGACAUGGGCUUCGUCUCGCUGGACAUUUUGUAUGUGUACAGCGACGACUCUGGCGAGUACGUUUGUCGUGCUGUCAACAAUCAUGGCGAGGAUCGCACCAAGGCUACUGUCUCCUGCAAGAAACUACCGACAAUAUUGCUGCAAAAUCAAGUGCCCCGUGGCAUGAAACGCUCGGAAACGCUCACCCAAAUGGAGGCCACAAUCAAGAAGUACACGACCGAGGUGCAUUUAACCGAGGAUGAUCUUUUCGAUCCCGAUCGCAAACAGCCACCUCGCUUUGUUACCCAGAUCAAGGAACAGCUCACAUUGACGGAGAUGGCCAAAACCAAAUUCGAGUGCCAGCUGGCGCCUGUAGGUGAUCCGAACAUGAAGGUCGAAUGGUUCUUUAAUGGCAAACCCUUGCUCUACAAAAAUCGCUUCGAGCCCAUCUACGAUUUUGGCUAUGUGGCCAUGAACUUCGGCUGGGUAUAUCCCGAGGACAGCGGCGAAUACGUUUGCCGAGCCACAAACUUGUAUGGCAUGGAUGAGACUCGUGCUACGAUCAAGGUCUCCGGCAAGCCAGGUAUUGUCUACGACUCCCAAUUGCCGGCCCAUAUGCAGAGCAUUGAUCGCAUUCGCGAAAUGGAAGCUUCCUGGCAAGUUGUGCCCGAUGAAGUUGAUCCUGAUGCCAAGCCCAGAACGAAGCCCAUGUUUGUUAGCAAGCUGGAGCCACAGACGGUGGAGGAAGGUGAACCGGCCAGGUUCUGUGUGCGCGUUACCGGACAUCCACGUCCUCGAGUCAUGUGGUUAAUCAAUGGUCACACUGUUGUGCAUGGAUCUCGUUACAAACUGACCAACGAUGGCAUGUUCCAUCUUGAUGUACCCAAGACGCGUCAAUAUGAUACUGGCAAGGUGGAGGUUAUAGCGCGCAACUCUGUGGGCGAAUCGAUUGCUUCGACCGAACUGAAUGUUGUCGCACGCUCUGAUGAUUAUCGCAAUGUGCUCAAGAACUCACCACGCCCCUGGUACGAUUAUGAGCUAGCAGGCUAUCAGAAGGAGCGUCAGGAGAACGAGUUAGAAAAGGUAUUCGAUGAACGUAAGCAAUAUUUGUCUGAGCAGAGUGCGCACACUCUGAAGGGCGUUGAACACUUGAAGCCCAAACAGUAUAAGCCACAAACACCCGAGUGGCAACAGAGCGUCAAGGCCAAAAAGAGCGAGGAGUACUACAACAAGUUGCAGGAGCUGGAAACCGAGCAGCUGCUCAAAGAGACCACAUUACGUAGAGAUAAUCAUCAAUAUGCCAUACCUGGUGAGAAGGUUGUCAGCAGCUCUGCUGCCAAGGGCAUGGCCCAGUCCUACGAGGAGAAUCUUCAGGAGCAGACCAGCACCACUCAAAUCAAGGCGGCACCACCAAAGGGGGUAGCCCAACCUUCUGAAUCCUCGGUGCAUGGACGGGAGGUGCACAUGAACAAGCAGCAGCAAGUUCAGAAGGAGAUUCAAGGCGAUUUGGAGAUUACUCGCAAGAUCACGGCUACCGAGACCACAGAAAUGGAGCACAAGGGCACAAUUCAGGAGCGCGUUGUAAAGGGUCCCGUCAAGCCCGCAAAGGCACCCGUCUUUACCAAAAAGAUUCAGCCAUGCCGCGUCUUUGAAAAUGAGCAGGCCAAAUUCGAGGUUGAGUUUGAGGGCGAACCAAUGCCCACUGUGAAAUGGUAUCGCGAGAGCUUCCCCAUCCAGAAUUCACCCGAUCUUCAGAUUCACACGUUCAGCGGUAAAUCCAUAUUAAUCAUACGCCAAGUUUUCAUUGAGGACUCGGCUGUCUUUUCGUGUGUGGCCGAGAAUCGUGGCGGAACUGCCAAAUGCAGCGCCAACUUGGUAGUGGAGGAGCGUAGACGCGCCGGCAAAGGCGGCAUACAGCCGCCCAGCUUUGUAAAUACCAUUCAAAGCACCACCGUAGCCACUGGCCAACUGGCACGCUUUGAUGCUAAGGUGACCGGCACGCGCCCCAUGGAUGUUUACUGGUUGAAGAACGGCAUGAAGGUUCAGCCAAGCAUUAAAUUCAAGAUGCUGGAAGAGGACAACAUUCAUACAUUGCUGAUCAUUGAACCCUUCGCCGAGGAUUCUGGCCGCUAUGAGUGCGUGGCUGUUAACGCCGCUGGCGAGGCACGUUGUGAUGGUGAUUGCAUUGUCCAGUCUCCCGCAAAGCCGGAGAAGCCAACAACGCCUGGUAGCGAGAGGCCACCGCACAUUGUGGAGCAGCUGAAGAGCCAGUCCGUGGAGGAGGGCAGCAAGGUGAUCUUCCGCUGCCGCGUGGAUGGCAAGCCCACACCCACAGCUCGUUGGAUGCGUGGCGAGAACUUCGUGAAGCCAUCCCGCUACUUCCAAAUGACGCGCCAAGGCGAAUACUAUCAGCUAAUCAUAUCGGAGGCAUUCCCCGAAGAUGAGGGCACCUACAAGUGCGUUGCUGAAAACAAGCUGGGCAGUAUUCAGACCAGUGCGCAGCUCAAGGUGCGCCCCAUUGAGAAUCUGGAUGCACCACCAACCAUAACCGCUCUUAAGGAUGUCUCCGUCAGUGAAGGUAUGCCAGCACAGUUCAAAACCACUGUCACGGGCAAAGUGAAAGCUACCAGUGUGCAGUGGUUCCGAGAGGGACAGCUGAUACCUGAAACACCCGAUUUCCAGAUGAUCUUUGACGGUAACAGUGCCGUUCUAUUAAUUGCCACCACCUACGAGGAAGAUUCGGGCAUCUUUACUGUACGUGUGACUUCGUCAACUGGACAGGUCGAGUCAUCAGCCAAACUGACUGUUAAAAAACGACGUAUCUCGGCUUAUCAAUUGCGUCCGAUUGAUUCUGUCGAAGAUGAGUCAUCAUCGUCUGGCAGGGAAGAUAGCUCUCCUGAAUCGCCGCAUCAGCAACAGCAGUCACAACAGCAGACAGGCGAAUAUGGCCAAUUUCUGGGCGUUAAUGGGCAGGUACAGCAUCAGGGUCGGUCGCGAACUAAGAAGCCCAAAGUACGCAGCAAAUCCUUGCAGCCGCCGACUAAUGUUGUGCCUUGGCGCAAGUCCUCACGUCCACACCGUGGACGUUCUCUAGACAAGCAACCAUUCCUGCCGGGCUUUAAGCCGGAACCGGUAAAAUCAUGGACCGAAGAGACAAUUAGCUUAAAGGCCACGCCCAUUGAGAAAAAGAAACCAACACCUAAGCUUGAAGCCGCUAAGGUUGUCCUCAAGUCUAUCAAGAACGAAAGGGAUCAAGGCAUCAUGAGUCUUGGUGCCACCUUAGAGCAGAUUAUUGCUGGCAAAACUGAAAAAGAGGCUGUGCCUUGGAUAACUAUGCGAGAGAAGCUCAAGCAGGUGGAGAGUGUGCAGCAGCAGUUAAGCAAAUUUGACCUUGAUGAGGUCUACCUGCGUCCACUAGAGGGUCAAAUCGAGACGGACGAGCAAUUGCCAAAACAAGCGCAGGUGGAGCAAGUACAGCGCACCAAGGAAAUCCAACGCCUUAAGAGCAUGGAGAGUGUGGAAAUUAUGGAAAUGACUGAUCAAAUUGAAAAGCUUAUUACCCAGCAACAGAAUAAUAAGGAUCUCAUUCCAUGGAAAGAGAUGCGACAACAGCUUAAGAGCGUGCAACGAGUGACGAAACAGAUGGACAAGUUCAAGAUUGAAGAGGUUGAGCUACGUCAUCUGCAGGCACAACAGACAAUCAGUGAAGAGUUCCAGAAUGCUACCCACGAUACAGUUAUCAUGACUAUUGACGAUAGCUCAAAGGGUUCAAUUUCUAAAGUUAUGACGCGCAAUGAGGUUCAGCAUUAUGAGGACCAAUCCAAUAUCUACAAACAACAGUUCAUUACCACAGAAGAUGUUAACAUAAUGCACGUCUCGGAGCGUGAAAAGCUGGAGGCACAACGACUGAUCAGACAACAACAAGCAGUCAACUGGAGACAGCAGAAUCAGCGUCCCAAAUUGCAGCCACUGACCUCUGUGGAAGAUACAAUUUCACAGACUAGUGAACGCCAUAAACUUGUACAGCAGGAAAGCAUCAUGGAGGAGGCCCAGCGUCAGCAGUACGUGCAAAUCGAGGACUCACAAAUGAUGAGCCUUGAGCAGUAUGAACACCAAAAGUUAAUCAACCAGCGCACUCAACUGGAAGCUCACAACUGGCGUCAGCCACGCGAGCCACAGAAGUUCAUUCAGGUUGAGGAUUCGUCUCUGUUACACCUGCAAGAACGUCAGGAUACACAGGAGCAGCAGCUGAUUCAGCCGGAGGCCGUUCUUUGGGAUCGGGGUAACAAGAAGCCCGAGCAAGUGCAAGCCCCAGCUCCAGUUCAGGAACAAUAUGUGGAUAAGCCAAAGACAUAUGAGGAAAUGCACGACGAAUUAAUUGAACAAGUUCCAGUCCAACAGCAGGAACCAGUGCCGGUUAUGUGGGAGCGUGGCAAAAAGCAACCCAUGCAACCGCAACAGAAGACCUUUGAGGAGCUACACGACGUACUGGAUGAAACAGUGAUUGUUCAACAACCAGAACCAGUUCCAGUCAUGUGGGAGCGUGGCAAGAAGAAGCCCAUAUCUCAGGAGGUCACAGAUUCUCAGGAAAUUGUGCAGACGUCAGAAGUUGUUCAGCAACAAAUUGUUGAGGAAACGAAGAAAACGGCAGUGCGCCGAGUAAUUCCACCACGUGAGGCUGAAGAAAGAGUAGAGCAGGUUACGCUUAAGCCAACACCACGACAGCCUCCAAAAGCAGUCCCGAAGUCUGAAGAGUUCCAAUUAAAGCCUCUUAAGAGUACACGAACAGUUCAACAAACUGUUCAAGAACCGGUUCAAAAGGCGACCGAAGAAUCUACAGACAAAUUAGUUGAAGAAAUUGCACCCCAGGAACAGGAGCAACCUCAGCCUGUAAUGUGGGAGCGUAGUAAAGAUGUUAACCCCCAACAGCCAGAAAAACAAGUGCAAGAGGUUCCCAAAACACUUGAGGUGGCCGUAGAUACUUUAGAAGAAGAGACCGCUAAAGCUGCAGAGUCCCAACCACAGCCAGUAAUGUGGGAGCGUGGCAAGAAAAAGCCCAAACAGCCAACGGCUCAAGAGAUUCCCAAGACUCAAGAAGUCGCUGUCGAUACUCUGGUAGAAGAACCCGUACCAAUUACAGAACCAGAGCCUCAGCCAGUGAUUUGGGAGCGCGGCAAAAAGAAGCCUAUACAACCAAAAACUCAAGAUACUCCGAAGUCCGUUGAAGUAGCAGUUGAUACCCUGGAGGAAAAAACCGUCCCAACUGCUGAACCAGAGCCACAGCCAGUUAUGUGGGAGCGCGGUAAGAAAAAGAAGCCACCUACACAAGAAUUAGCUAAGGAAACCGUAGUUGAAUUACCUAAAGAGACUUUUGAAGAAGCAGUCGACGUUCUGCCUGAUGAAAUUAAGGUAGAUGGAAAACCUGAACCGGUUCUAUGGCAACGUGGUAAGAAGGUACCACAACCUAAGCCAGCUGAAGAAUUGCACCCAGAUGAAGUCGAUGCACAAAUUGAACAAGGUAUCGAGAUUGAGAAUGAAGAAAUUGUCGAGGAAAUGCGCAAAAUCAAGAAGGUUAAGAAACCUAAGCUUCCAAUAGCAGCACCGAAGCAAGCUGAGCAACCUGAAGAGGAGGCUCCACAAGAAGAUAUCCUUGAAGAACAGGAAGAAAAUGUGGAAGAACAGGAAGAGAUUGUUGAAGAAAAACGUAAGAUCAAGAAGGUUAAGAAACCCAAAAUACCAGCUCUCGCUCAGAAACAAAUUGAGCAAUCUGAAGAGGAGGCUCCACAAGAAGAAACCCCUGAGGAACAGGAAGAGAUUGUCGAAGAGCAAACAGAUAUUGUCGAAGAAAAGCGUAAGAUCAAGAGGGUUAAGAAACCAAAGCUACCAAUUGCACCAUUGGAACAAAUUGAGCAGCUUGAAGAGGAGGCUCCACAAGAAGAUAUCAGCGAAGCACAGGAAGAGAAUAUCGAAGAACAAGAAGAAGUUGUUGAAGAAAAGCGUAAGAUCAAAAAGGUCAAGAAACCGCUGCAACCAGCGGAUGAGGAAAUUGGACAGCCUGAACAGGAGGUUCUACAAGAAGAGAUCACUGAAGAACUGGAAGAUAACGUUGAAGAACAGGAAGAUAUUGUGGAAGCAAAGCCUCAAAUAAAGAAGACAAGGAAACCAAAGAAAUCUGUAGAAGUGACUGCCGAGCCACAACAACCUACGGAAGACAUUCCACAAGAGGAAAUCACUGCAGAGCAGGAAGAAAUUAUUGAAGAAAAGAACAAGAUUAAAAAGACAAGGAAACCAAAACCGAAAGAAGUAGAACAAGAGGAAGAAGAAGAACUUCCGGAAUCACAACCUGAAGAAGUUAAAGAAACUGAAGAGCCUACUAUUGAAGCGCCAACAAAAAAGAAGCCUGUUCCUAAAACACAAGAAGUCGAGCAAGUAGAAAAAGUUAUGCUUAAGCCUGUGCCAAGAAAACAACAGCAACUGCCUGAUAAGGAACAAUUAGAAGAAGUUACAUUAAAGCCCGUUGCAAAAACCUCCAGUGUCUCUGAGGCGCAACAGCCUGAAACAACUGAAACAGAAUUUGUUGAGACAGAGAAGAUUGUUACAUUUGAAGACCAAGUUGUGGACGUUACUAAGAAACGGGUUAAAAAGAAGAAACCCAAAGUAAAACCGGAAACUGAAGGAUCAAUCGAAGAACCAAUUGAAGAUACAGCAGAACAGGAAGAUGAAACCCUGCAAGAAGAAGAAGAAGAAACCGAGCCAGUGGAAAAUGUGCCCGUGGAACAAGAUAUUGAAGAAGUAGCUCAAAAAGAGAAGGUUACCAAAUUGAAGCCCAAAAAAGAGGAUGUUGUCGAGGUGGUUGAAGAGGUGGCCUUAAAACCAGUGACCCGACCAAAGAAACAAUUACCUCAGGAAGCUACAAUUGAAGAGGUUCGUCUUAAGCCAACAAAACGCACAACUACCAAGCCUGAUGAGGUAAAACUAGAAGAAGUUGAUUUGCAGCAUGUAGAAAAGUUGGAAGAAGAAGUAGUGCAGGAAGAGAAGCGUAAGGUCAAAAAGGUGAAAAAGCCGAAGUAUGAAGAUUUACCCGAAAUACCAGAUACAGAGCCUACGACCUUGGAAGAGGCUGAGCACAUUGACAUCGAGAAAGAGCCUAAGCCUGAAGAAGAAAAACCACAAGUACCUUGGAAGCGUGGUGAGAAAAAGAAGCCAGUUGAGGAACCCUUAGAGGAGAAGCAAUGGCCGACUGGUAAACGGCGACCACUGCCAGAAGAGCAACCUGAAGAGGUUCAUCUAAAGCCAAUUCCAGCCAAGCCCGCCGAAGUGAAAGCGAUACCAGAGAAAGCGAUUUCCCCACCUCAGUUACAGCCUGAAGAUAAGGUGGAAAGCGCUGAAGAGACGUCUGAUUUGGAGCCUCUAAAGAUUCCCGAAGACAAGCAACCAAAAGAAAAAGUUAAAAAAGAGAAGAAGAAGAAACCAAAGUUGAAGAAGGCUACGCCAUCGGUGGAUGAAGUAUCGGAGGAAGUGGCCGAACCAUUUGCUGAGCCUAUUGCUGAGGAGGAUCAAGUUGAAGGGCUGCCAGUUGAUGAUGUUAAGGUGGUUGCGGUCUCUGAAGAUGUGCAGCCAGAGGAAGAAGUUGUGAUUACUGACAAGACACCCGAAACAAAACAAAAGGCGCAUAAGAAACGUACAAAACCAUUGAAGGAAGCUUCGGUUGAAGGACAACCACAGCUACUAGAGGCAGCUGUAACCGAAAUCGAAAAGGCUGAUGAAAUUUCUCAAGAGAUCUCACAAAAGACUAUAACCCUACUGAAAAAGACUGAAGACACAAGACCUCAAUUCAUAACAACAGAACAAUUAAUUGAACUCGAUGUGGAAGAUGUAAGGCGAGAUCUCGAAAUGAAGAUCACUUCAAAUAUUAUUAAAAAGGAGAAACGGCGUGUAGUGCUCGAUGACAGUCAACCACUUCCCGAAUUGGAGCUCAUAACACAAAAACGCAUCCAAGAGGGCAUUGACAAAAUGGCUGAUGAGGAACUUAUUGAGGAUCAGCAAUUGACUCAAAACUUAGAGGAAACGACAACAUCUGAGGUGAUUGGCCAGGAGCGAAAGCUUGUCAAGAAGAAGAAGAAGGAAAUCAAGCCGCCACGCAUAACAGAGAAGCUACGACCACGUCAUUGCGUUCCCGAAGAGCCUACCGUUCUUGAGUGCAAGGUUGAAGGUGUUCCAUUCCCAGAAAUUCAUUGGUACUUUAACGACAUACUAUUGUUUGCUUCGGAGAAGUAUGAGAUAACUGUGGUGGAGCAGGUGGCACAGUUAAAGAUUGCGAAAGUCACUCCCAGCGAUGUGGGUGUUUAUACCUGUGAGGCUAAGAAUGAAGCCGGAGUGGCGACUAGUCGUACCAACAUUAUAUUAGAAAAAGAACAAGGAGUGCCGCCACAAUUUACGAAACCACUUAAGAUCGUGUUUACAGAAGAAAAAGAACCCGAGCGGCUUAAGGUUACAGUAACGUGUCAGGUCACAGGCAAGCCAAAUCCUCAAGUCAAAUGGUACCGUGGUAUUGAGGAAGUUAUACCCAACGAAGCUUUACAGAUGUUCUAUGAUCAGCAGACUGGCGAUGUGGUCCUGGAGGUUAUAAAUCCACCUCCUAAUGAGGCUAUUACCUAUUCGAUUCAGGCUCAAAAUCCAUUUGGACGCGCCGUUGGCAAUGCCAAUAUCAUGAGUCGUAUUGAUGAAGUUCCCAAAGAAAUACUUAAAGCACCUACAGUUACGCCAUUGAGUGCGGUGGUAAUUCCAAACGGAGGCACUUUGCUUUUCGAGGCCAAGUACGAUGGAAUGCCAAGACCAGAGAUCAAAUGGUUGCGCAACGGUCGUGAGAUAAUCGAGAACGAGGAGACCAUUAUAGAAACAACCGAAACUACUACCACAAUUAAGGUCAUCAAUAUGACCCGUAAGCGUACAGGCAAAUACGAAGUUUGUGCUAAGAAUAAGGUGGGUGAGGCCAAGUCUUCGGGCUCCGUGGUAGUUUCAGACCAAGCGCCUGACAAGCAAAUCAGGCCACCCAGAUUUAUCCAACCACUUGAACCGAAGUUCUUUGGAGAACAUGAAGUUGCAAUACUGGAGGCUGUUGUUGAUUCAGAACCGCUUUCAUCCUUCCAAUGGUUUGUGCACAAUGAGCCUAUCAAGAGCUCCAAUGAAUGCCGCAUUGUUACCCAGGCCAACAAGUCAACGCUCUUAAUUGAGGACUUCCAAAAGAAGUUCUCUGGUCCAUUUACUUGUCGGGCCGAAAACGUUGGCGGUUCCGUCACAUCAACAGCAACAGUAAAUAUGCUAGAGGCACUGCCACAGGAAGAGGCUGUGGAAUUCGAAUCGCCACGCUUCAUUGAGGAAUUGAUUCAGCCUGUGGAGGUAAUGGAUGGUGAAACGCUGCUGUUGACUUGUCAAGUGACAGGCAAGCCCACGCCCCGAGUGGAGUGGUAUCACAAUAAGGAAAAGAUUACCGAAACAAAGGAAACGACCAUAUCGCAGGAUGCGCAAGGAAAUUGUCAGCUGCAAAUCACCGAAGUUUUCCCUGAAAAUCAAGGUCAAUAUAAAUGCGUUGCGACAAAUAAGAUUGGCAAAAGCGUCACGAAGACAACGGUUAAUAUUCAAGCAUUUGAAUAUAUCCCCGAUUCUGAAAUCACUGGACUCACAGGAUCUGAGGAGGAUCUACUUGAUAGAACUAUCUCAAUCGACGAACAACCCCCGAAAAUAAUUAAAAAGCUACCUGAAAAAAUCGAACCCAAAGAGGGUGAACAAGCGAAAUUGGAAGUUAAGGUUAUUGGUAAACCAAAACCAAAAGUCAAAUGGCUACGUGACGACGAACAGAUAUUCGCUUCCGAGGAAUAUCAAAUCGAAAAUUUCGAGGAUGGCACCUCAGUGCUGGUCAUCAAUCAUGUAUAUCCCGAUGAUAUGGGCACAAUUAGUUUUGAGGCUUACAAUCCGUUGGGAGUGGCAGUCACAACUGCACUAUUCGCAGUAGAAGGCAUCGUUGGAUCUAAGGAUUAUCGCAAGCCAGAAUGGGUGACUCACAUGGAGGAGAUGCAAGUCGCUCUCAAAGAAACCACAACCACAAAAGUGGAAAAACAGUUCAUACAGCAACAACAAGAACAAGAACAAGCACUAGAACAAAUAAUAGGUCAAGAACAACAAGAACAUAUACAGGCUGAACAAACAGUGCAUAGGAAAACCAAAACUAAAAAGCAUAAGAAACAUACAGAAAUAAUACAACAAGAACAAAAACAACAACAAGAAACGAGAGAAACUUUUGAGAAGCAGAGAGAAACCUUUGCAGAGGAGUCAAACACAGAAGCUCCAAUAGUUGAGACACUCGAGCAAAUUGAAGAGCUACUGGCAUAUAGUACAAAACUAUCUACCCAAAAUCUAUCACAGAGCGCACAUGAAACAAUCCCAGUUUCAGUAACUACAGAACUUUCUACACCAACACCGAAAGCGGCACAAGUACAAAAUGAACUUUUAGCGCACAAGACUUUAGCUGUGAAUGAGGAGUGUUUAGCGUUUGAUGAGGUUAGUUCCAGUUUGGAUCGGUCCACCCCGGCGACUAGUGAGCUUACCGAGCAGGUUGAAGUUCGUGAAAGACAUGCAGCUUCUAUUACUGAGAUGCAGACAAAAGAAACUCACAAAGAGUUGAAAUCUUCCAAAAUACCCAAGCUUGUACAAGCUGAUCGUAAAAUUAAAGAAUCGCGUCCAUUGCUUAUUGAAACACCAAGCAUCGCUGAUUCUUUAGGUGAGCUGGAGUCGUUAAAGGCUCCCACGCAGCAAGCACAUGGCGAGAUUCUAUACUCUCAUGAGCUUACCUCGGAACAGCAGUCAACGUUGGAUACAGUCGAAAGCUUUAAAACUCUGUCAAUCGAUAUGGAAAAGGCACACCCACAAUUCCUUGAAAAAGAAGGUCUUCUGAUUACUGAAUCUUUUAGAGGUGAGACUGUAGAUAAGGAAUCACCAAAAAUAAUGCCAAAUAUUGAGCAGGUGUCUCCAAAGUUAACUUCAAGUCAUAGCCUUGGCGUUAGUGAGUGGCAACCAGAAGACUCUAUAAGGGACAUCAAACCAGCAGAAGGGGUACGCGCUGAGAGCACAUCAAUGUCAAUACAAGAGUUUAAAGCAUUCAGCACUAGUGAAACCAGGUUAUUAGAAAGCGAAGAAGAAAUCAGCGCAGGAUACAAGCCCACAAAGUCUACAGCAGAAAUUUCAAUUAAGCCCGAAGAGAGACCGCUUGUUGUGCAGGAAGUUGAAAUAUUGGAGUCACUUAGUGAUGAAAAACCUUUAAAACACCGGCACAUUGAGCUUCAGGCUGUAAAGCAAUUGGUAUUAUUGGAAGGCCUAGUAAAUACGACAUCAGAAGCACGCAGUCCUAUUGAAGAGAGUUUGCCAAUAUUCAAGACUGAAUCCCACAAAGCAACAUCGAGCCUGGAGACCCUAUCACAUAUUAUUACUCAGGAGACUGUCUUUAACGAAGAUGGACCACAGAAUUUAGCUUUAGAAAAAAAUCCCAAAAUCAUAGGUGCCACAUCAAGCCAAACCAGCUCUCUCACUGUUGGUGAAACUCAAGAGAUGCAAUUGGUGGAAAAUACGGAAAAUCUGAAUGAGCCAACAAUAGAGCCUGUUAAGCCCGCGAAGAAAACUUUAACUAGGGGCCUAGAGACCGUCGUAGGUAAUCAGGAAUCAGUAUAUGAUACCCUUGAGUCUAUAGAGCAACCGUGCUCUGAGUUGAAUGAAGGAAAAGUAAAUAUUACAGAAGGCGAACUGGUUGCAGAAGUGCACACACAAACUGCUAUCGACUCGGAGCAGAUACUCUUGUCUGAGGCACCUGAUACAGCGAAGGCGAAGCUGAAUUUCAUUGAACAGAAGGCAUUGGAUGUUAAACAGGAAACUGGGGCUGAGAAAGAAAACAGUCUUUUCCCAGAAAUACAAAUACUUGAGCAGGCCGCGAUGGAAAAAAUAAUCCCUGCUGAGCUGAAGGUAAGCAGUAUAUGGGAAGUGCAGCCUCAAUUUACACCUGCUGAUAUUCAAAGUGAUAAAGUUAAGCCAGCAACAGCUAGUCAAGGUUUUGAGUCAAAGCCAGUUGGACUGACAAGUGAACAAAAAUCGCUUAAGGGAACAGAUUAUCUAAAACUACAACAACAGCCCGAACUCAAGUCUGGAAGAAUACUUAUGGGUGAAAAUCAGCAGCCGUUAGAAGUAACUGCUGUGCAGGUUAUUGAAAGCUCCGAACUUAUCGAAUCAGCUCCACACCAAUUAGAGUCAAAAGCUCAAACAACAACAGAUACAUUUAAUCAUGCUGAGCAUAUGAUUGUGACAAUUUUGGAGUCGACCAAGGAACAUGCGACUGAAAGCAAGCCAACUGCGGCACUAGCAGAUUUUACAAUGCCAACUCAAAUUGGAACUGAUAUAACGGAACAAGCCUUACUGGAAACGUUACAGUCUCAUCAGCAGUCAGCACAGCCCCACCAGCAAAUAUCAGAAACAAACUUUGACCUUCUGCAGCCCUUAGAUACAAGCUCUGUUUUCACUCUAGAACAGGAAAAAGCCUUGCAGUCAGAUGAAUACAAUGUAACUCAAAAUGCUGCAAUAGAAACAGUCAGACCCUUACAAGUGCCAAAUAAAUCAAGCUCCCAGCAUUUGGAAUCGGUGCAAGAACUUGGUGAGAAAACUCAACCAUCUGAACACCAAGCUCUAGUCAAUAUUGGGGAAAUUACAAUACCUGAAUGUGAAGAGGUUGCGUCAUUGGAUGCCGUAAAAGAUUACUUAGCACCACCUUUAAUUGAAUCUUUUAUAACUAACAUGCAAAUCAUUGAAAACACAUCAUCUUUGAAUACGACUACAGCUAUCGUAAGUGAAGAAACAGGGAAAAUUGAAGAGCCAAUCAUACUUCAUCAAGUUGGUAUUUCACCAAAACUAACUGACUUUACCAAAAAAUCACCGCUCUUAGAAGAGCCGAAUGUUUUGGAACAUGCAGCAAAUCUUAGCACUUUUAGUCCAACAUUAGAAACUAGACAGCCUACAUUCAGCAGUUUUGACGAAAUUCAUGUGCAGGAAACGAAAGCAUUUGAGAAAGAGGUUGCACUAGAAGAUAUCUGUCAGCCAAUUAAGCAGUUAGUUAAAUUCUCACUUGAUUCUACAACUGGUAUAGUGUUGAGCCAACGGGAGAAUACUUUCGAAUUGGAACGUAAUCUAGAGGUGCCAUCUAUUUCAUUCGAGCAAGCAAAAUGUGUUGAAUCGGAAUUAUUAAAGUUGCCGUUGACGGAAGGAGUGGAGGAAAAUCAGUCAGCUGGAGAUCUGGCAUGCUUCACAGCAUCAAACAAUUUUGCAAAGUCAAGCAUUGAUGUUUUAACGGAAACAACGACCACCGAAGCCAUAGUUUAUGAUAACAUUUUAACACCUAAAGCUGUUGAUCAACCCAAAUGUAUAAGCUCUCAGUCUAUAAUUCCUCAUGAACAUAAAAUGAUCAGUGAGUGUAUGCUCAUUGGAGAAGUUGAAGAAUUUAUGAAGACACAAGAAAAACAAAGAACUGCUAAGACCACUCGGGAUACUUUAAGCCAAUCAGCUAUAAAAGAGGAUCAAAAUACGCUAGAAGCCGAAUUAUCAUUCGAUACAGAACGGGCACAGGAAUUUAAAGCAAAGGUUAGCGAGGCCUUUCCAGCUCUUUACACCAAAGGGGUCAAUGAAAUUGAGGUGUAUGAAACGAUUAGUGAAACGAAGCCUAGUGAGACAUUAAAUAAGCAAGAAGCUGGAAUUUCCCAUUCAUCGAGUUAUGCUCCAAUUAUAAAUCUUCAACAAACUAUAGAAAGUGCGGGAAACUUUCUUUCCGUGGCCCAAGCCAGCUCAGCUGCUAAAUCAAGUGAUAAUGCCUGCCAAUUAAAAUUGCCUGUUAAUACUUCAAUACAAACAGUUGAGGACGCUAAAGAAUUUAUUACAUCAACAUCGACGGAGACAGCUGCUCAACCUAACUUGGAGGGACACCAUUUUGAAGUAACGGUAAUGGAUACUCACUACGUGGAGGAUGCAGAAUCCAUAUCUCCCUACGAUAAACUAGCUACGAAGGCAACAGAAUCUAUAAAUAACAAAUUUAAAGCUACUUCAGAAUCAGAGGAAGUCCACAUAUAUCAAAAGGAGACGGUCAUACAGUCAACACAAUCUGAGGGGGUCAUUGCAAAGCCUGGAUUAAGCGAUAUUCUUCAGUACACAACAACAACUGAUACAAUGCCCUAUGAAUUAUUAGAGACUAUUAAAAAUGCCGAAUCUAAUACACAGAAAGCUCAAGUACAUCCCUUUAUACCGACUAGCGCCAACAAACUAAACGUUCAAAUUGAUGAUCUCAUCCUGCAAAAAGAGGAUACGUUCUUGAACACUCAUCAAAUAGCUUAUGGUAAACCCUUUAUUGAAGGAGCACAAAGUAAAAUGCAAAUCUGCGAAGUCAUACCUAUUGAAAAUAUUGAUAGCUUAGAUGUACCGAAAAUGACGGCUCAAGAGUCGACAAGGAUUGUAACCAGUACACCCGAAACACACAAGACUGUAUCGGAAGUUGCGGUGUAUGAAAAGGCAGAUGAAUUGAAAUAUGAGCGCCCAAAAGAAGGUCACGGCACCAAACUCGGCGAUUCCGAUACCAAAUGUGCUAACGUCACAACAAUACAAACUGGUUUUAUUAAAGAAGGUGAUAUGGCUCCCAUGUCAUUUAUUAAAAAUAAUGUUCACGUUUCUAACACGGAGAUGGAAUCAUUGGUAACUGAGGAAGUCAUUAGCGUAAGUUCCAUACAAGAAAGUUACGACCUUCGAGUGCCUAUAGAAGUGAACGCUAAUUUAACAUGUGAAUCUACUAAUAAGGCUGCAACUAUUACGGAACAGUUAGUCUAUGAAGAAUCUCCUAAUAUUAAUGUUGAGAAAAGCAAGUGCUUAACGCCAAAACUAAAUUUUGUAGAAAGCUCUAUAAAACCAGUUCAAUCAUCCACGGUAAGCGUAUUCGAAAAUAUUGAAGGACAUGGUGACUUCAAUCCACAGAAUGCACAACCAACAUCAGAUAUUUCAACAGACUUGAGCAUUUCGGUUGUUGAAGAGGUAUCUGUUAUAUCUUCCUUAGAUAGUAUUUCAAAGGUAGUGCAUACAAAGGCAAAAGCGAUCGAAGAUCACGUAACACAUAAGAAUCUACUUGUUACUAAGCAAGAGCCCAUUGCAAAUGUUCAACAUUUAUUGGAGGAUACGAUUCCAGCUUUGCAGUGUGCGAGUUACGCCACUACGGAUGCAAAAGUUGCACCUCUGUACUGUGAGCUUCAGGUAAAGGAAACUAUUCUUGAAACAAGCAGCUCUAAAGUAGAUUUGGAACAUGCAAAGCCUUCAAUACUGCCAUACAGCUCGAGUCUCAGCCAACAGACAAUUACAGAAGAACAAGUCACAACACUACAUAUGAAAAACCAAACACUGCCCACAAAUGCAAAUAUAAGCUAUGAAACGAACACUAAAAAUCAAGUUGAUAUAUUAAAUUUAGCAGCAAAUCAAAAUCUUAUAUAUGAUCUGGAAAUGCCUACAAUAGAGGAAAGAGAGAAUGCUUUGCAAAACAAAUUACCUGUACCUGACAAUGUAAAUGUUCUUUUGCCUCUUGAGGCUGCACCUAUCAAUGAUGCACAAUAUACGGUAAUACCGAAAAAUGAUAAAUCACAAACUGACUUGGAGUUACAUUCUGAGCCAAAAUUGCAAUCUACACAACUAUCUGAAUACGAAAGCUUAAGUACAAAUAUAUUAAAUCAAACGGUAAAAUCACACCCGGAUACAAAACAAGCCACUGACACAAAACACACACAACAUAAGACACCAACACAAAUUAAAGAAACACAUGAAGUUGAGAUAACGGAGAUUCCCGAAACUAUACAAAUUGUUGAAAAACUCACCAAAGAUGGUCAAAAGAAGAAAAAAAUCAUACGCACACGUGUAAUAAAGAAGGUUAAGGGCGACAAGCAAGAAAUCACCAAGAUUGAAACCAUCGAAGAGGACAACAAACAGCCCGAGACAAUUGUCACAGUAGAAGAAGCUCCCAUAUAUCAAAGAGAGCCUGAACAAAUCAGCGAACUUCCGGAAGAGGUUCACAUUGUUGAAACAGUAGCCGAAGACGGCAAGCUGAAAAAGAAGAAGACCCGCACACGUGUUAUCAAAAAGGUUAAGGGUGACAAACAAGAAGUCACCAAGAUUGAAACCAUUGAAGAGGAUGACAAACAACCCGAGACAACUGUAACAGUGGAAGAGAUUCCUGUGGAAGAAGAACAACCUGAAGAAAUCAAGGAGCUUCCAGAGGAGGUUCGUGUGGUUGAAACAGUAACCGAAGACGGCAAGCCUAAGAAGAAGAAGAUACGCACACGUGUUAUCAAGAAGGUUAAGGGCGACAAACAAGAAGUCACCAAGAUUGAAACCAUCGAAGAGGAUGACAAACAACCAGAGACAACUGUCACAGUGGAAGAGAUUCCUGUGAAAGAAGAACAACCUGAACAAAUCCAGGAGCUUCCGGAAGAGGUUCGUGUGGUUGAAACAGUAACCGAAGACGGCAAGCCUAAGAAGAAGAAGAUUCGCACACGUGUUAUCAAGAAGGUUAAGGGCAACAAACAAGAAGUCACCAAGAUUGAAACCAUCGAAGAGGAUGACAAACAACCAGAGACAACUGUUACAGUGGAAGAGAUUCCUGUGGAAGAAGAACAACCUGAACAAAUCCAGGAGCUUCCAGAAGAGGUUCGUGUUGUUGAAACAGUAACCGAAGACGGCAAGCCUAAGAAGAAGAAGAUACGCACUCGUGUUAUCAAGAAGGUUAAAGGUGACAAACAAGAAGUCACCAAGAUUGAAACAAUCGAAGAGGAUGACAAACAACCCGAGACAACUGUCACAGUGGAAGAGAUUCCUGUGGAAAAGGAGCAGCCUGAACAAAUCCAGGAGCUUCCGGAAGAGGUUCGUGUGGUUGAAACAGUAACCAAAGACGGCAAGCCUAAGAAGAAGAAGAUACGCACACGUGUUAUCAAGAAGGUUAAGGGCGACAAACAAGAAGUCACCAAGAUUGAAACAAUCGAAGAGGAUGACAAACAACCCGAGACAACUGUCACAGUGGAAGAGAUUCCUGUGGAAGAAGAACAACCUGAAAAAAUCCAGGAGCUUCCAGAAGAGGUUCGUGUUGUUGAAACAGUAACCGAAGACGGCAAGCCUAAGAAGAAGAAGAUACGCACUCGUGUUAUCAAGAAGGUUAAAGGUGACAAACAAGAAGUCACCAAGAUUGAAACCAUCGAAGAGGAUGACAAACAACCCGAGACAACUGUCACAGUGGAAGAGAUUCCUGUGAAAGAAGAACAACCUGAACAUAUCCAGGAGCUUCCGGAAGAGGUUCGUGUGGUUGAAACAGUAACCGAAGACGGCAAGCCCAAGAAAAAGAAGAUUCGCACACGUGUUAUCAAGAAGGUUAAGGGUGACAAACAAGAAGUCACCAAGAUUGAAACCAUCGAAGAGGAUGACAGGCCAACAGAGACAACUGUCACAGUGGAAGAGAUUCCUGUGGAAGAAGAACAGCCUGAAAACAUCCAGGAGCUUCCAGAAGAGGUUCGUGUUGUUGAAACAGUAACCGAAGACGGCAAGCCUAAGAAGAAGAAGAUACGCACUCGUGUUAUCAAGAAGGUUAAAGGUGACAAACAAGAAGUCACCAAGAUUGAAGCCAUCGAAGAGGAUGACAAACAACCCGAGACAACUGUCACAGUGGAAGAGAUUCCUGUGGAAGAAGAACAACCUGAACAAAUCCAGGAGCUUCCAGAAGAGGUUCGUGUUGUUGAAACUGUAACCGAAGACGGCAAGCCUAAGAAGAAGAAGAUACGCACGCGUGUUAUAAAGAAGGUUAAGGGUGACAAACAAGAAGUCACCAAGAUUGAAACCAUCGAAGAGGAUGACAAACAACCCGAGACAACUGUCACAGUGGAAGAGAUUCCUGUGGAAGAGGAGCAGCCUGAACAAAUCAGGGAGCUUCCGGAAGAGGUUCGGGUGGUCGAAAGAGUAACCGAAGACGGCAAGCCUAAGAAGAAGAAGAUACGCACACGUGUUAUCAAGAAGGUUAAGGGUGACAAACAAGAAAUCACCAAGAUUGAAACCAUCGAAGAGGAUGACAGGCCAACAGAGACAACUGUCACAGUGGAAGAGAUUCCUGUGGAAGAAGAACAGCCUGAAAAAAUCCAGGAGCUUCCGGAAGAGGUUCGUGUUGUUGAAACAGUAACCGAAGACGGCAAGCCCAAGAAGAAGAAGAUACGCACACGUGUUAUAAAGAAGGUUAAGGGUGACAAACAAGAAGUCACCAAGAUUGAAACCAUCGAAGAGGAUGACAAACAACCCGAGACAACUGUCACAGUGGAAGAGUUUCCUGUGGAAGAGGAGCAGCCUGAACAAAUCAGGGAGCUACCGGAAGAGGUUCGCGUGGUCGAAACAGUAACCGAAGACGGCAAGCCUAAGAAGAAGAAGAUACGCACACGUGUUAUCAAGAAGGUUAAGGGUGACAAACAAGAAGUCACCAAGAUUGAAACCAUCGAAGAGGAUGACAAACAACCCGAGACAACUGUCACAGUAGAAGAGAUUCCUGUGGAAGAAGAACAACCUGAACAAAUCCAGGAGCUUCCAGAAGAGGUUCGUGUUGUUGAAACAGUAACCGAAGACGGCAAGCCUAAGAAGAAGAAGAUACGCACACGUGUUAUUAAAAAGGUUAAGGGCGACAAACAAGAAGUCACCAAGAUUGAAACCAUUGAAGAAGAUGACAAGCAACCAGAGACAAUUGUCACAGUGGAAGAGAUUCCUGUGGAAGAAGAACAACCUGAACAAAUCCAGGAGCUUCCGGAAGAGGUUCGGGUGGUCGAAACAGUAACCGAAGACGGCAAGCCUAAGAAGAAGAAGAUACGCACUCGUGUUAUCAAGAAGGUUAAGGGUGACAAACAAGAAGUCACCAAGAUUGAAACCAUCGAAGAGGAUGACAAUCAACCCGAGACAACUGUCACAGUGGAAGAGAUUCCUGUGGAAGAAGAACAACCUGAACAUAUCCAGGAGCUUCCGGAAGAGGUUCGUGUGGUUGAAACAGUAACCGAAGACGGCAAGCCCAAGAAAAAGAAGAUUCGCACACGUGUUAUCAAGAAGGUUAAGGGUGACAAACAAGAAGUCACCAAGAUUGAAACCAUCGAAGAGGAUGACAGGCCAACAGAGACAACUGUCACAGUGGAUGAGAUUCCUGUGGAAGAAGAACAGCCUGAAAAAAUCCAGGAGCUUCCGGAAGAGGUUCGGGUGGUCGAAACAGUAACCGAAGACGGCAAGCCUAAGAAGAAGAAGAUACGCACACGUGUUAUCAAGAAGGUUAAGGGUGACAAACAAGAAGUCACCAAGAUUGAAACCAUCGAAGAGGAUGACAAACAACCAGAGACAACUGUCACAGUGGAAGAGAUUCCUGUGGAAGAAGAACAACCUGAACAAAUCCAGGAGCUUCCAGAAGAGGUUCGUGUUGUUGAAACAGUAACCGAAGACGGCAAGCCUAAGAAGAAGAAGAUACGCACACGUGUUAUUAAAAAGGUUAAGGGCGACAAACAAGAAGUCACCAAGAUUGAAACCAUUGAAGAAGAUGACAAGCAACCAGAGACAAUUGUCACAGUGGAAGAGAUUCCUGUGGAAGAAGAACAACCUGAACAAAUCCAGGAGCUUCCGGAAGAGGUUCGGGUGGUCGAAACAGUAACCGAAGACGGCAAGCCUAAGAAGAAGAAGAUACGCACUCGUGUUAUCAAGAAGGUUAAGGGUGACAAACAAGAAGUCACCAAGAUUGAAACCAUCGAAGAGGAUGACAAACAACCCGAGACAACUGUCACAGUGGAAGAGAUUCCUGUGGAAGAAGAACAACCUGAACAUAUCCAGGAGCUUCCGGAAGAGGUUCGUGUGGUUGAAACAGUAACCGAAGACGGCAAGCCCAAGAAAAAGAAGAUUCGCACACGUGUUAUCAAGAAGGUUAAGGGUGACAAACAAGAAGUCACCAAGAUUGAAACCAUCGAAGAGGAUGACAGGCCAACAGAGACAACUGUCACAGUGGAUGAGAUUCCUGUGGAAGAAGAACAGCCUGAAAAAAUCCAGGAGCUUCCGGAAGAGGUUCGGGUGGUCGAAACAGUAACCGAAGACGGCAAGCCUAAGAAGAAGAAGAUACGCACACGUGUUAUCAAGAAGGUUAAGGGUGACAAACAAGAAGUCACCAAGAUUGAAACCGUCGAAGAGGAUGACAAACAACCCGAGACAACUGUCACAGUGGAAGAGAUUCCUGUGGAAGAGGAGCAGCCUGAACAAAUCAGGGAGCUUCCGGAAGAGGUUCGGGUGGUCGAAAGAGUAACCGAAGACGGCAAGCCUAAAAAGAAGAAGAUACGCACACGUGUUAUCAAGAAGGUUAAGGGUGACAAACAAGAAAUCACCAAGAUUGAAACCAUCGAAGAGGAUGACAGGCCAACAGAGACAACUGUCACAGUGGAAGAGAUUCCUGUGGAAGAAGAACAGCCUGAAAAAAUCCAGGAGCUUCCGGAAGAGGUUCGUGUUGUUGAAACAGUAACCGAAGACGGCAAGCCCAAGAAGAAGAAGAUACGCACACGUGUUAUAAAGAAGGUUAAGGGUGACAAACAAGAAGUCACCAAGAUUGAAACCAUCGAAGAGGAUGACAAACAACCCGAGACAACUGUCACAGUGGAAGAGAUUCCUGUGGAAGAGGAGCAGCCUGAACAAAUCAGGGAGCUUCCGGAAGAGGUUCGCGUGGUCGAAACAGUAACCGAAGACGGCAAGCCUAAGAAGAAGAAGAUACGCACACGUGUUAUCAAGAUGGUUAAGGGUGACAAACAAGAAGUCACCAAGAUUGAAACCAUCGAAGAGGAUGACAAACAACCAGAGACAACUGUCACAGUGGAAGAGAUUCCUGUGGAAGAAGAACAACCUGAACAAAUCCAGGAGCUUCCAGAAGAGGUUCGUGUUGUUGAAACAGUAACCGAAGACGGCAAGCCUAAGAAGAAGAAGAUACGCACACGUAUUAUUAAGAAGGUUAAGGGCGACAAACAAGAAGUCACCAAGAUUGAAACCAUUGAAGAAGAUGACAAGCAACCAGAGACAACUGUCACAGUGGAUGAGAUUCCUGUGGAAGAAGAACAACCUGAACAAAUCCAGGAGCUUCCGGAAGAGGUUCGGGUGGUCGAAACAGUAACCGAAGACGGCAAGCCUAAGAAGAAGAAGAUACGCACACGUGUUAUCAAGAAGGUUAAGGGUGACAAACAAGAAGUCACCAAGAUUGAAACCAUCGAAGAGGAUGACAAACAACCCGAGACAUCUGUCACAGUGGAAGAGAUUCCUGUGGAAGAAGUACAACCUGAAAAAAUCCAGGAGCUUCCAGAAGAGGUUCGUGUUGUUGAAACAGUAACCGAAGACGGCAAGCCUAAGAAGAAGAAGAUACGCACUCGUGUUAUCAAGAAGGUUAAGGGUGACAAACAAGAAGUCACCAAGAUUGAAACCAUCGAAGAGGAUGACAAACAACCCGAGACAACUGUCACAGUGGAAGAGAUUCCUGUGGAAGAAGAACAACUUGAACAAAUCCAGGAGCUUCCAGAAGAGGUUCGUGUUGUUGAAACAGUAACCGAAGACGGCAAGCCUAAGAAGAAGAAGAUACGCACACGUGUUAUCAAGAAGGUUAAGGGCGACAAACAAGAAGUUACCAAGAUUGAAACCAUUGAAGAAGAUGACAAGCAACCAGAGACAACUGUUACAGUGGAAGAGAUUCCUGUGGAAGAAGAACAACCUGAACAAAUCCGGGAGCUUCCAGAAGAGGUUCGUGUGAUUGAAACAGUAACCGAAGACGGCAAGCCUAAAAAGAAGAAGAUACGCACACGUGUUAUCAAGAAGGUUAAGGGCGACAAACAAGAAGUCACCAAGAUUGAAACCAUUGAAGAAGAUGGCAAGCAACCAGAGACAACUGUCACGGUGAAAGAAAUUCCUGUGGAAGAAGAGCAGCCUGAACAAAUCCAGGAGCUUCCGGAAGAGGUUCGCGUGGUUGAAACAGUAACCGAAGACGGCAAGCCUAAAAAGAAGAAGAUACGCACACGUGUUAUCAAGAAGGUUAAGGGUGACAAACAAGAAGUCACCAAGAUUGAAACCAUCGAAGAGGAUGACAAACAACCCGAGACAACUGUCACAGUGGAAGAGAUUCCUGUGAAAGAAGAACAACCUGAACAAAUCCAGGAGCUUCCGGAAGAGGUUCGUGUGGUUGAAACAGUAACCGAAGACGGCAAGCCCAAGAAAAAGAAGAUUCGCACACGUGUUAUCAAGAAGGUUAAGGGUGACAAACAAGAAGUCACCAAGAUUGAAACCAUCGAAGAGGAUGACAAACAACCCGAGACAACUGUCACAGUGGAAGAGAUUCCUGUGGAAGAAGAACAACCUGAACAAAUCCAGGAGCUUCCGGAAGAGGUUCGUGUGGUGGAAAUAGUAACCGAAGACUGCAAGCACAAGAAAAAGAAGAUUCGCACACGUGUUAUCAAGAAGGUUAAGGGUGACAAACAAGAAGUCACCAAGAUUGAAACCAUCGAAGAGGAUGACAAACAACCCGAGACAACUGUCACAGUGGAAGAGAUUCCUGUGGAAGAAGAACAACUUGAACAAAUCCAGGAGCUUCCGGAAGAGGUUCGGGUGGUCGAAACAGUAAGCGAAGACGGCAAGCCUAAGAAGAAGAAGAUACGCACACGUGUUAUCAAGAAGGUUAAGGGUGACAAACAAGAAGUCACCAAGAUUGAAACCAUCGAAGAGGAUGACAAACAACCCGAGACAACUGUCACAGUGGAAGAGAUUCCUGUGGAAGAAGAACAACUUGAACAAAUCCAGGAGCUUCCAGAAGAGGUUCGUGUGAUUGAAACAGUAACCGAAGACGGCAAGCCUAAGAAGAAGAAGAUACGCACACGUGUUAUUAAGAAGGUUAAGGGCGACAAACAAGAAGUUACCAAGAUUGAAACCAUUGAAGAAGAUGACAAGCAACCAGAGACAACUGUUACAGUGGAAGAGAUUCCUGUGGAAGAAGAACAACCUGAACAAAUCCAGGAGCUUCCGGAAGAGGUUCGUGUGAUUGAAACAGUAACCGAAGACGGCAAGCCUAAGAAGAAAAAGAUACGCACACGUGUUAUCAAGAAGGUUAAGGGCGACAAACAAGAAGUCACCAAGAUUGAAACCAUUGAAGAAGAUGGCAAGCAACCAGAGACAACUGUCACGGUGAAAGAAAUUCCUGUGGAUGAAGAGCAGCCUGAACAAAUCCGGGAGCUUCCGGAAGAGGUUCGCGUGGUUGAAACAGUAACCGAAGACGGCAAGCCUAAAAAGAAGAAGAUACGCACACGUGUAAUCAAGAAGGUUAAGGGUGACAAACAAGAAGUCACCAAGAUUGAAACCAUUGAAGAGUAUGACAAGCAACCCGAGACAACUGUCACAGUGGAAGAGAUUCCUGUGGAAGAAGAACAACCUGAACAGAUCCAGGAGCUUCCAGAAGAGAUUCGUGUUGUUGAAACAGUAACCGAAGACGGCAAGCCUAAGAAGAAGAAGAUACGCACUCGUGUUAUCAAGAAGGUUAAAGGUGACAAACAAGAAGUCACCAAGAUUGAAACCAUCGAAGAGGAUGACAAACAACCCGAGACAACUGUCACAGUGGAAGAGAUUCCUGUGGAAGAAGAACAACUUGAACAAAUCCAGGAGCUUCCAGAAGAGGUUCGUGUUGUUGAAACAGUAACCGAAGACGGCAAGCCUAAGAAGAAGAAGAUACGCACUCGUGUUAUCAAGAAGGUUAAAGGUGACAAACAAGAAGUCACCAAGAUUGAAACCAUCGAAGAGGAUGACAAACAACCCGAGACAACUGUCACAGUGGAAGAGAUUCCUGUGGAAGAAGAACAACUUGAACAAAUCCAGGAGCUUCCAGAAGAGGUUCGUGUUGUUGAAACAGUAACCGAAGACGGCAAGCCUAAGAAGAAGAAGAUACGCACACGUGUUAUCAAGAAGGUUAAGGGCGACAAACAAGAAGUUACCAAGAUUGAAACCAUUGAAGAAGAUGACAAGCAACCAGAGACAACUGUUACAGUGGAAGAGAUUCCUGUGGAAGAAGAACAACCUGAACAAAUCCGGGAGCUUCCGGAAGAGGUUCGUGUGAUUGAAACAGUAACCGAAGACGGCAAGCCUAAAAAGAAGAAGAUACGCACACGUGUUAUCAAGAAGGUUAAGGGCGACAAACAAGAAGUCACCAAGAUUCAAACCAUUGAAGAAGAUGGCAAGCAACCAGAGACAACUGUCACGGUGAAAGAAAUUCCUGUGGAAGAAGAGCAGCCUGAACAAAUCCGGGAGCUUCCGGAAGAGGUUCGCGUGGUUGAAACAGUAACCGAAGACGGCAAGCCUAAAAAGAAGAAGAUACGCACACGUGUUAUCAAGAAGGUUAAGGGUGACAAACAAGAAGUCACCAAGAUUGAAACCAUCGAAGAGGAUGACAAACAACCCGAGACAACUGUCACAGUGGAAGAGAUUCCUGUGAAAGAAGAACAACCUGAACAGAUCCAGGAGCUUCCAGAAGAGAUUCGUGUUGUUGAAACAGUAACCGAAGACGGCAAGCCUAAGAAGAAGAAGAUACGCACUCGUGUUAUCAAGAAGGUUAAAGGUGACAAACAAGAAGUCACCAAGAUUGAAACCAUCGAAGAGGAUGACAAACAACCCGAAACAACUGUCACAGUGGAAGAGAUUCCUGUGGAAGAAGAACAACCUGAACAAAUCCAGGAGCUUCCGGAAGAGGUUCGGGUGGUCGAAACAGUAACCGAAGACGGCAAGCCUAAGAAGAAGAAGAUACGCACACGUGUUAUUAAGAAGGUUAAGGGUGACAAACAAGAAGUCACCAAGAUUGAAACCAUCGAAGAGGAUGACAAACAACCCGAAACAACUGUCACAGUGGAAGAGAUUCCUGUGGAAGAAGAACAACCUGAACAAAUCCAGGAGCUUCCGGAAGAGGUUCGGGUGGUCGAAACAGUAACCGAAGACGGCAAGCCUAAGAAGAAGAAGAUACGCACACGUGUUAUUAAGAAGGUUAAGGGUGACAAACAAGAAGUCACCAAGAUUGAAACCAUCGAAGAGGAUGACAAACAACCCGAGACAACUGUCACAGUGGAAGAGAUUCCUGUGGAAGAAGAACAACCUGAACAAAUCCAGGAGCUUCCAGAAGAGGUUCGUGUUGUUGAAACAGUAACCGAAGACGGCAAGCCUAGGAAGAAGAAGAUACGCACACGUGUUAUCAAGAAGGUUAAGGGUGACAAACAAGAAGUCACCAAGAUUGAAACCAUCGAAGAGGAUGACAAACAACCCGAGACAACUGUCACAGUGAAAGAGAUUCCUGUGGAAGAAGAACAACCUGAACAAAUCCAGGAGCUUCCAGAAGAAUUUUGUGUUGUUGAAACAGUAACCGAAGACGGCAAGCCUAAGAAGAAGAAGAUACGCACACGUGUUAUUAAGAAGGUUAAGGGCGACAAACAAGAAGUUACCAAGAUUGAAACCAUUGAAGAAGAUGACAAGCAACCAGAGACAACUGUUACAGUGGAAGAGAUUCCUGUGGAAGAAGAACAACCUGAACAAAUCCAGGAGCUUCCGGAAGAGGUUCGUGUGAUAGAAACAGUAACCGAAGACGGCAAGCCUAAAAAGAAGAAGAUACGCACACGUGUUAUCAAGAAGGUUAAGGGUGAUAAACAAGAAGUCACCAAGAUUGAAACCAUUGAAGAAGAUGACAAACAACCCGAGACAACUGUCACAGUGGAAGAGAUUCCUGUGGAAGAAGAACAACCUGAACAAAUCCAGGAGUUUCCAGAAGAGGUUCGUGUUGUUGAAACAAUAACCGAAGACGGCAAGCCUAGGAAGAAGCAGAUACGCACACGUGUUAUUAAGAAGGUUAAGGGCGAGAAACAUGAAGUCACCAAGAUUGAAACCAUUGAAGAAGAUGACAAACAACCAGAGACAACUGUCACAGUGGAAGAGAUUCCUGUGAAAGAAGAACAACCUGAACAAAUCCAGGAGCUUCCGGAAGAGGUUCGUGUGAUUGAAACAGUAACCGAAGACGGCAAGCCUAAAAAGAAGAAGAUACGCACUCGUGUUAUCAAGAAGGUUAAGGGCGACAAACAAGAAGUCACCAAGAUUGAAACCAUUGAAGAAGAUGACAAACAACCCGAGACAACUGUCACAGUGGAAGAGAUUCCUGUGGAAGAAGAACAACCUGAACAAAUCCAGGAGCUUCCAGAAGAGGUUCGUGUUGUUGAAACAGUAACCGAAGACGGCAAGCCUAGGAAGAAGAAGAUACGCACACGUGUUAUUAAGAAGGUUAAGGGCGAGAAACAAGAAGUCACCAAGAUUGAAACCAUUGAAGAAGAUGACAAACAACCCGAGACAACUGUCACAGUGGAAGAGAUUCCUGUGAAAGAAGAACAACCUGAACAAAUCCAGGAGCUUCCGGAAGAGGUUCGUGUGGUUGAAACAGUAACUGAAGACGGCAAGCCUAGGAAGAAGAAGAUACGCACACGUGUUAUUAAGAAGGUUAAAGGCGAGAAACAAGAAGUCACCAAGAUUGAAACCAUCGAAGAGGAUGACAAGCAACCAGAGUCAACUGUCACAGUGGAAGAGAUUCCUGUGGAAGAAGAACAACUUGAACAAAUCCAGGAGCUUCCGGAAGAGGUUCGGGUGGUCGAAACAGUAACCGAAGACGGCAAGCCUAAGAAGAAGAAGAUACGCACACGUGUUAUCAAGAAGGUUAAGGGUAACAAACAAGAAGUCACCAAGAUUGAAACCAUCGAAGAGGAUGACAAACAACCCGAGACAACUGUCACAGUGAAAGAGAUUCCUGUGGGACAAGAACAACCUGAACAAAUCCAGGAGCUUCCAGAAGAGGUUCGUGUUGUUGAAACAGUAACCGAAGACGGCAAGCCUAAGAAGAAGAAGAUACGCACACGUGUUAUUAAGAAGGUUAAGGGCGACAAACAAGAAGUUACCAAGAUUGAAACCAUUGAAGAAGAUGACAAGCAACCAGAGACGACUGUUACAGUGGAAGAGAUUCCUAUGGAAGAAGAACAACCUGAACAAAUCCAGGAGCUUCCGGAAGAGGUUCGUGUGAUUGAAACAGUAACCGAAGACGGCAAGCCUAAAAAGAAGAAGAUACGCACACGUGUUAUCAAGAAGGUUAAGGGCGACAAACAAGAAGUCACCAAGAUUGAAACCAUUGAAGAGGAUGGCAAGCAACCAGAGACAACUGUCACGGUGAAAGAAAUUCCUGUGGAAGAAGAGCAGCCUGAACAAAUCCGGGAGCUUCCGGAAGAGGUUCGCGUGGUUGAAACAGUAACCGAAGACGGCAAGCCUAAAAAGAAGAAGAUACACACACGUGUUAUUAAGAAGGUUAAGGGUGACAAACAAGAAGUCACCAAGAUUGAAACCAUCGAAGAAGAUGACAAACAACCCGAGACAACUGUCACAGUGGAAGAGAUUCCUGUGGAAGAAGAACAACCUGAACAGAUCCAGGAGCUUCCAGAAGAGGUUCGUGUUGUUGAAACAGUAACCGAAGACGGCAAGCCUAAGAAGAAGAAGAUACGCACUCGUGUUAUCAAGAAGGUUAAAGGUGACAAACAAGAAGUCACCAAGAUUGAAACCAUCGAAGAGGAUGACAAACAACCCGAGACAACUGUCACAGUGGAAGAGAUUCCUGUGAAAGAAGAACAACCUGAACAAAUCCAGGAGCUUCCAGAAGAGGUUCGUGUUGUUGAAACAGUAACCGAAGACGGCAAGCCUAGGAAGAAGAAGAUACGCACACGUGUUAUUAAGAAGGUUAAAGGCGAGAAACAAGAAGUCACCAAGAUUGAAACCAUUGAAGAAGAUGACAAGCAACCCGAGACAACUGUCACAGUGGAAGAGAUUCCUGUGAAAGAAGAACAACCUGAACAAAUCCAGGAGCUUCCGGAAGAGGUUCGUGUGAUGGAAACAGUAACCGAAGACGGCAAGCCUAAAAAGAAGAAGAUACGCACACGUGUUAUCAAGAAGGUUAAGGGUGACAAACAAGAAGUCACCAAGAUUGAAACCAUCGAAGAGGAUGACAAACAACCCGAGACAACUGUCACAGUGGAAGAGAUUCCUGUGGAAGAAGAACAACCUGAACAAAUCCAGGAGCUUCCAGAAGAGGUUCGUGUUGUUGAAACAGUAACCGAAGACGGCAAGCCUAGGAAGAAGAAGAUACGCACACGUGUUAUUAAGAAGGUUAAAGGCGAGAAACAAGAAGUCACCAAGAUUGAAACCAUUGAAGAAGAUGACAAGCAACCAGAGACAACUGUCACAGUGGAAGAGAUUCCUGUGGAAGAAGAACAACCUGAACAAAUCCAGGAGCUUCCAGAAGAGGUUCGUGUUGUUGAAACAGUAACCGAAGACGGCAAGCCUAGGAAGAAGAAGAUACGCACACGUGUUAUUAAGAAGGUUAAAGGCGAGAAACAAGAAGUCACCAAGAUUGAAACCAUCGAAGAGGAUGACAAGCAACCAGAGUCAACUGUCACAGUUGAAGAGAUUCCUAUGGAAGAAGUACAUCCUAAACACAUCCAGGAGCUUCCAGAAGAGGUUCGUGUGCUUGAAACAGUAACCGAAGACGGCAAGCCUAAGAAGAAAAAGAUACGCACACGUGUUAUCAAGAAGGUUAAGGGCGACAAACAAGAAGUCACCAAGAUUGAAACCAUCGAAGAAGAUGGCAAGCAACCAGAGACAACUGUCACGGUGGAAGAAAUUCCUGUGGAAAAGGAGCAGUCUGAAGUAAUCCAGGAGCUUCCAGAGGAGGUUCGUGUGGUUGAAACAGUAACCGAGGAUGGCAAGCCUAAGAAGAAGAAGAUACGCACACGUGUUAUCAAGAAGGUUAAGGGUGAUAAACAAGAAGUCACCAAGAUUGAAACCAUUGAAGAAGAUGACAAACAACCAGAGACAACUGUCACAGUGGAAGAGAUUCCUGUGGAAGAAGAACAACCUGAGCAAAUACAGGAGCUUCCAGAAGAGGUUCGUGUGGUUGAAACAGUAUCCGAAGACGGCAAGCCUAAGAAGAAGAAGAUACGCACACGUGUUAUCAAGAAGGUUAAGGGUGAUAAACAAGAAGUCACCAAGAUUGAAACCAUUGAAGAAGAUGACAAACAACCAGAGACAACUGUCACAGUGGAAGAGAUUCCUGUGGAAGAAGAACAACCUGAGCAAAUACAGGAGCUUCCAGAAGAGGUUCGUGUGGUUGAAACAGUAUCCGAAGACGGCAAGCCUAAGAAGAAGAAGAUACGCACACGUGUUAUCAAGAAGGUUAAGGGCGACAAACAGGAAGUCACCAAGAUUGAAACCAUCGAAGAAGAUGGCAAGCAACCAGAGACAACUGUCACGGUGGAAGAAAUUCCUGUGGAAGAGGAGCAGUCUGAAGUAAUCCAGGAGCUUCCAGAGGAGGUUCGUGUGGUUGAAACAGUAACCGAGGAUGGCAAGCCUAAGAAGAAGAAGAUACGUACACGUGUUAUCAAGAAGGUUAAGGGUGAUAAACAAGAAGUCACCAAGAUUGUAACCAUUGAAGAAGAUGACAAACAACCAGAGACAACUGUCACAGUGGAAGAGAUUCCUGUGGAAGAAGAACAACCUGACCAAAUACAGGAGCUUCCAGAAGAGGUUCGUGUGAUUGAAACAGUAACCGAAGACGGCAAGCCUAAGAAGAAAAAGAUACGCACACGUGUUAUCAAGAAGGUUAAGGGCGACAAACAAGAAGUCACCAAGAUUGAAACCAUCGAAGAAGAUGGCAAGCAACCAGAGACAACUGUCACGGUGGAAGAAAUUCCUGUGGAAGAGGAGCAGUCUGAAGUAAUCCAGGAGCUUCCAGAGGAGGUUCGUGUGGUUGAAACAGUAACCGAGGAUGGCAAGCCUAAGAAGAAGAAGAUACGCACACGUGUUAUCAAGAAGGUUAAGGGUGACAAACAAGAAAUAACCAAGAUUGAAACCAUCGAAGAGGAUGACAAACAACCAGAGACAACUGUCACAGUGGAAGAGAUUCCUAUGGAAGAAGAACAACCUGAACAAAUCCAGGAGCUUCCGGAAGAGGUUCGUGUGGUUGAAACAGUAACCGAGGAUGGCAAGCCUAAAAAGAAGAAGAUACGCACACGUGUUAUCAAGAAGGUUAAGGGUGACAAACAAGAAGUCACCAAGAUUGAAACCAUCGAAGAGGAUGACAAGCAACCAGAGUCAACUGUCACAGUUGAAGAGAUUCCUAUGGAAGAAGUACAUCCUAAACACAUCCAGGAGCUUCCAGAAGAGGUUCGUGUGAUUGAAACAGUAACCGAAGACGGCAAGCCUAAGAAGAAAAAGAUACGCACACGUGUUAUCAAGAAGGUUAAGGGCGACAAACAAGAAGUCACCAAGAUUGAAACCAUCGAAGAAGAUGGCAAGCAACCAGAGACAACUGUCACGGUGGAAGAAAUUCCUGUGGAAGAGGAGAAUUCUGAAGUAAUCCAGGAGCUUCCAGAGGAGGUUCGUGUGGUUGAAACAGUAACCGAGGAUGGCAAGCCUAAGAAGAAGAAGAUACGCACACGUGUUAUCAAGAAGGUUAAGGGUGAUAAACAAGAAGUCACCAAGAUUGAAACCAUUGAAGAAGAUGACAAACAACCCGAGACAACUGUCACAGUGGAAGAGAUUCCUGUGGAAGAAGAACAACCUGAACAAAUCCAGGAGCUUCCAGAAGAGGUUCGUGUCGUUGAAACAGUAUCCGAAGACGGCAAGCCUAAGAAGAAGAAGAUACGCACACGUGUUAUCAAGAAGGUUAAGGGUGAUAAACAAGAAGUCACCAAGAUUGAAACCAUUGAAGAAGAUGACAAACAACCAGAGACAACUGUCACAGUGGAAGAGAUUCCUGUGGAAGAAGAACAACCUGAGCAAAUACAGGAGCUUCCAGAAGAGGUUCUUGUUGUUGAAACAGUAACCGAAGACGGCAAGCCUAGGAAGAAGAAGAUACGCACACGUGUUAUCAAGAAGGUUAAGGGUGAUAAACAAGAAGUCACCAAGAAUGAAACCAUUGAAGAAGAUGACAAACAACCAGAGACAACUGUCACAGUGGAAGAGAUUCCUGUGGAAGAAGAACAACCUGAGCAAAUACAGGAGCUUCCAGAAGAGGUUCGUGUGAUUGAAACAGUAACCGAAGACGGCAAGCCUGAGAAGAAAAAGAUACGCACACGUGUUAUCAAGAAGGUUAAGGGCGACAAACAAGAAGUCACCAAGAUUGAAACCAUCGAAGAAGAUGGCAAGCAACCAGAGACAACUGUCACGGUGGAAGAAAUUCCUGUGGAAGAGGAGCAGUCUGAAGUAAUCCAGGAGCUUCCAGAGGAGGUUCGUGUGGUUGAAACAGUAACCGAGGAUGGCAAGCCUAAAAAGAAGAAGAUACGCACACGUGUUAUCAAGAAGGUUAAGGGUGACAAACAAGAAGUAACCAAGAUUGAAACCAUCGAAGAGGAUGACAAACAACCAGAGACAACUGUCACAGUGGAAGAGAUUCCUAUGGAAGAAGAACAACCUGAACAAAUCCAGGAGCUUCCGGAAGAGGUUCGUGUGGUUGAAACAGUAACCGAGGAUGGCAAGCCUAAAAAGAAGAAGAUACGCACACGUGUUUUCAAGAAGGUUAAGGGCGACAAACAAGAAGUCACCAAGAUUGAAACCAUCGAAGAGGAUGACAAGCAGCCCGAGACAACUGUCACUGUGGAAGAGAUUCCUAUGGAGGAAGAAUAUCCUGAACAAAUCCAGGAGCUUCCAGAAGAGGUUCGUGUUGUUGAAACAGUAACCGAAGACGGCAAGCCUAAGAAGAAGAAGAUACGCACACGUGUUUUCAAGAAGGUUAAGGGCGACAAACAAGAAGUCACCAAGAUUGAAACCAUCGAAGAAGAUAACAAGCAACCAGUGACAACUGUCACAGUGGAAGAGAUUCCUGUGGAAGAAGAACAACCUGAACAAAUCCAGGAGCUUCCGGAGGAGGUUCGUGUGGUUGAAACAGUAACCGAAGACGGCAAGCCUAAGAAGAAGAAGAUACACACACGUGUUAUCAAGAAGGUUAAGGGUGACAAACAAGAAGUCACCAAGAUUGAAACCAUCGAAGAAGAUGACAAACAACCCGAGACAACUGUCACAGUGGAAGAGUUUCCUGUGGAAGAAGAACAGCCUGAAAAAGUCCAGGAGCUUCCGGAAGAGGUUCGGGUGGUCGAAACAGUAACCGAAGACGGCAAGCCUAAGAAGAAGAAGAUACGCACACGUGUUAUUAAGAAGGUUAAGGGUGACAAACAAGAAGUAACCAAGAUUGAAACCAUCGAAGAGGAUGACAAGCAGCCCGAGACAACUGUCACAGUGGAAGAGAUUCCUAUGGAGGAAGAACAUCCUGAACAAAUCCAGGAGCUUCCGGAAGAGGUUCGUGUUGUUGAAACAGUAACCGAAAACGGCAAGCCUAAGAAGAAGAAGAUACGCACACGUGUUAUCAAGAAGGUUAAGGGUGACAAACAAGAAGUCACCAAGAUUGAAACAAUCGAAGAGGAUGACAAACAACCCAAAACAACUGUCACAGUGGAAGAGAUUCCUGUGGAAGAAGAACAACCUGAACAACUCCAGGAGCUUCCGGAGGAGGUUCGUGUGGUUGAAACAGUAACCGAAGACGGUAAGCCUAAGAAGAAGACGAUACGCACACGCGUUAUUAAGAAGGUUAAGGGCGACAAACAAGAAGUCACCAAGAUUGAAACCAUCGAAGAGGAUGACAAGCAGCCCGAGACAACUGUCACAGUGGAAGAGAUUCCUAUGGAGGAAGAAUAUCCUGAACAAAUCCAGGAGCUUCCGGAAGAGGUUCGUGUGGUUGAAACAGUAACCGAAGACGGCAAGCCUAAGAUGAAGAAGAUACGCACACGUGUUAUCAAGAAGGUUAAGGGUGACAAACAAGAAGUCACCAAGAUUGAAACAAUCGAAGAGGAUGACAAAAAACCCGAGACAACUGUCACAGUGCAAGAGAUUCCUGUGGAAGAAGAACAACCUGAACAAAUCCAGGAGCUUCCAGAAGAGGUUCGUGUUGUUGAAACAGUAACCGAAGACGGCAAGCCUAGGAAGAAGAAGAUACGCACACGUGUUAUUAAGAAGGUUAAAGGCGAGAAACAAGAAGUCACCAAGAUUGAAACCAUCGAAGAGGAUGACAAACAACCCAAAACAACUGUCACAGUGGAAGAGAUUCCUGUGGAAGAAGAACAACCUGAACAAGUCCAGGAGCUUCCGGAAGAGGUUCGUGUGGUUGAAACAGUAACCGAAGACGGCAAGCCUAAGAAGAAGAAGAUUCGCACACGUGUUAUCAAGAAGGUUAAGGGUGACAAACAAGAAGUCACCAAGAUUGAAACAAUCGAAGAGGAUGACAAGCAGCCCGAGACCACUGUCACAGUGCAAGAAAUUCCCAUGGAGGAAAAACAACCUGAACAAAUCCGGGAGCUUCCGGAAGAGGUUCGUGUUGUUGAAACAGUAACCGAAGACGGCAAGCCUAAGAAGAAGAAGAUACGCACACGUGUUAUCAAGAAGCUUAUGGGUGACAAACAAGAAGUAACCAAGAUUGAAACCAUCGAAGAGGAUGACAAGCAGCCCGAGACAACUGUCACAGUGCAAGAGAUUCCUGUGGAAGAAGAACAACCUGAACAAAUCCAGGAGCUUCCGGAAGAGGUUCGUGUGGUUGAAACAGUAACCGAAAACGGCAAGCCUAAGAAGAAGAAGAUACGUACACGUGUUAUCAAGAAGGUUAAGGGUGACAAACAAGAAGUCACCAAGAUUGAAACCAUCGAAGAGGAUGACAAGCAGCCCGAGACGACUGUCACAGUUGAAGAGAUUCCUAUGGAGGAAGAACAUCCUGAACAAAUCCAGGAGCUUCCGGAAGAGGUUCGUAUUGUUGAAACAAUAACAGAAGAUGGCAAGCCUAAAAAGAAGAAGAUACGCACACGUGUUAUCAAGAAGGUUAAGGGUGACAAGCAAGAAGUCACCAAGAUUGAAACCAUCGAAGAAGAUGACAAGCAGCCACAGACAACUGUCACAGUGGAAGAGAUUCCCAUGGAAGAAAAACAACCUGAACAAAUCCAGGAGCUUCCGGAAGAGGUUCGUGUGGUUGAAACAGUAACCGAAGACGGCAAGCCUUCGAAGAAGAAGAUACGCACACGUGUUAUCAAGAAGGUUAAGGGUGACAAACAAGAAGUCACCAAGAUUGAAACCAUCGAAGAGGAUGACAAGCAACCCGAGACAACUGUCACAGUUGAAGAGAUUCCUAUGGAGGAAGAAUAUCCUGAACAAAUCCAGGAGCUUCCGGAAGAGGUUCGGGUUGUUGAAACAAUAACCGAAGACGGCAAGCCUUCGAAGAAGAAGAUACGCACACGUGUUAUCAAGAAGGUUAAGGGCGACAAGCAAGAAGUCACCAAGAUUGAAACCAUCGAGGAAGAUGAAAAGCAGCCCGAGACAACUGUCACGGUGGAAGAGAUUCCUGUGGAAGAGGAGCAGCCUGAACAAAUCCAGGAGCUUCCGGAAGAGGUGCGAGUAGUUGAAACAAUAACCGAAGACGGCAAGCCUAAGAAGAAGAAGAUACGCACACGGGUCAUUAAGAAGGCUAAGGGCGAUAAACAGGAAAUCACUAAAAUUGAAACGGUUGAAGAAGAAGAUAAAAAGCCUGAAACAACAAUAACAAUAGAAGAAGCCAAAAGUCCAUUUGGGGAAAAAAUAAGUUUAAAGAAAAGAAUUGUUGUUCCUAAGCCUGAUGAUGAUGUUACUGUUGUUGAAUUACCGGAAAGAAAAUCAGUAAUUCUUUCUGAAAAAUAUGAUGGUACUCCAAUCAAGACGGUUAUUAAAACUAAAAUUAUAAAAAAAGUUCAAGGGUCGAACAUGGAAGUUACCAAAGUUCAAACUGUCGAUGAAUAUGAAAAACCAAUUCAGACAAAGGUUACAGUUGAGAAUUACCAAGCUCCUUUUCCAGAUCUUCCGGAAGAAAAGUUCACAGAAGUUGUUGUUUUACCAGAGAUAGUCGUUAAUGAGGAAGUUGUUGAUGCAGAUGGCUUACAAAAAGUUAUAAAAUCUAAAAAGCGGGUCAUAAAGAAACCCAAAGACGAAUUUAAGGAAGAAGUAACGGAAAUUGAUAUUACUGAACAAGAUUCAGGAGAGCCCAUUUAUAAAAUAACUGUCAAUGAACUUCCAUUUACGGAGCCUACUCAAACUGAUAAUAAGUCAGUUGAGUUACCAGAACAAGUAACUGAGCUAGAAGUCGUUUCUCCCGAUGGAACAAAGAAGAAGAAAAUUGUUAAGACAAGAACAUUUAAAACAAAAAUUGAUGACAAUCAUGAUGAAGUCACUACAGUUAAUACUGUUGAAGAGGAAAAUAUGAAACCAAUAACUAGUGUGCAUGUUGAAAUUGUCCCAGUCGAUGAAACUUCUACAUUGCCCAUUCCUAUUGAGGAGUUGCCAGAAGAAAUUGUUUAUACUGAGGAAAUUGCAGAUAAUAAGAAGCCAAGAAAAAAGAAAACCAAAACUCGAACAUUCAAAAAACAAGGUCUUGAGGAUGAAGAAUAUUACCAAAUACAAACUAUUGAAGAAGAAGGCAAAGAGCCUUAUUCACUUAUACGCGUUGUUAGUGAUGAAAGCAUUGCCGACAUUAUUGAUAUUAGUAAACUCGAUGAUGAACAACUUCCUAAACACAAAAAACCAAAGCCACACAAACAGAGGGCGGAGAAACAACAACCCGAACACACUGAAACGGAACACCCAGUUUACAUAACUACAUUCAAAUCUGUACAAAGUGAAGAUGGCGAAACCCAAAUUCAAACUGAAAUUAAAAGAGUUUGUCAAGAGGAAGGCAUCGUUGUUGAGGAAAUGCUAAGUGACACUGAACCCGUUACGGAAGACACUACACAAUCAAAUAUUGAAAUUGUCGAAGUCAGCGAGCCUACAGACCAAUACAACAAAGAGUACACUAUCACAGAACCCGAAGAUGCAAGUGCAAAUAACACCGUACAUACACAGACAAAAGUUAAAAAGCCCAAACAGAAAAAGACACAACCACAUCAAUUUGAACAGAUUGACGAGACUGGGGAAGUUGAGGGGGGUGCAGGGGAACCUGCUUAUAAAAUUGUUGAAAGUAUAUCAGAUGACGUUCAGGUUGAGAAAAGUACGGAGGAGAAACCAGGGCCUGGACCAGCUGAGAAAAAAGAGAAACCAAAGAAGAAGAAGGUGAUAAAGCCGAAAAGGGAUGAGAUGGAUGAUUAUAUACAGUUCCUGAUACACCAGGAAAUACCGAAAACGGUGUUACAGCCGUAUGUACGAACUGAAAUGGAACAUCCACAAAGGGCUCGCCGUGACUCGUCUAUAAAACCAAUGAAGUUAACUCCUAUAAAAAUUGAGAAAAUUGAGGUUAAGAAACCCAAAAUGAUUGAAAUAAGCUCAGUGGUUGAAUUUCCGCAAAUGCUCAAGCUCAAAACUCCGAAACAACGUCCACAGGAAGAAAAGAAAAGAAGAUCUAGCGAAGCCUCAUUUAAAAAUAAAAAACUUAAGAGUUGGAUAAGGUUUAUACCUUACGCACCAUAUUGCUUUCCUUAUACGGUUAUUGAUAUAGAAACUAAGCGAGAUAAUGGUGAGCUUUCUCGAAAUAUAGAAGAAGCAGAGGAAGUAUUGAAGAAGCGUCCAAAGAAAUUCAAGCAUACUAAGCCUGUUAAAGCUGAUCUCGAAGAAUUGGAUUUGGAAACAUUUGAAGAUGCGAGCAAGCCGUUAGAUGAAACUAAGGACAAACCAAAGUAUAAACGAGGUAAAAAGGACAAACAUGAAAACGAAGAGGAACAUAGAAAAUUGAAGAUUGGUAAGGGUAAACUUCCAGAAAAUGUUGAUUCCCAAGAAACAGUUGAAUUGAAGCCAGUAACUUUGGAUGAUAAGCCUCAAGUUGUAGCUGAAACACCAAAGGACAAAACUAAAGAAAAGAAAACGAUAAAGAAGGUAAGGAAAUCGAGUGACACCGAUGAUAAACUUGGUUUCGAGCCCCUUUUGAGUGAUGACGACACUGCAGAAAAAGAAAGCAACCCGUUCUUCAAAUUUGAGGUCAUUGAAUUAGAGCCCAAGGAAAUGCUAGAGGAAUUAAGUGAUGCUAACCUGCCUGAAAAAGAACCCAAGAAGAAACGUAAAUUAAAGCUUAAAACAGAAUUAGAAGAAAAUCUUGUUGAGAUAGUUGAAAUUUCUCCACUUGACAGCAAUGAUAAGCAGUAUGAAGUUACCGUAACUAGUUCAGAGACUAAUGAGUAUCAGCCAAAGGAAAAGAAGAUAAUCAAAAAAAAAGUUAAGCGUAUGAAUAAAAAGGAGUUGGAUGACUUUAUCACAGAGCUUAAGGAUGAGCCUGAUCAAGCAUUCUAUGAAACCGCCAUGACUGAUUUCUUCGAAGUGAAGUUGAUUGAACUGGAACCUGAAGAGAUUCCUGAUGAUAAUGUAUCUCAAAAAACUAAAAAGCGUAGAAUUUUGCAUAAGCGUGGAGAAACAGAAGAGGUUUUAGAAAUUGUUGAAACUGUUCCUUCAUCCGGCGAGGAGCCAUUCUAUGAAAUAUCAAUCAAAUCAACUGAACCAGAAGAGGAAACUGAUACUCAAAAGCCAAUUGAAAGGCCAAAACCAAGAACUAAGAAAAUGAAAAAGGUUGAUCUAGAUGCGUAUAUACAGCAGCUGAUAAAUGCCGAGAUUCCAAUAACUGAACUUGAGAAGUAUGAAAAAACUGAAAUAGAUUCCAAGCCGAAGAAACCAAAGAAGCAUAAGAUCAAACAACCUAAGGCCCAUAUCGAUGAAGGUGAAGCUUUUGAAGUGGGUAUCGUACAGGAAGAACCAAUUAAGAAACCAAAGGUCAAGAAACCCAAGCCUCAACCAAAACUUGAAGAUGAAUCAGUAACUGAACCUGAAAGUGUUACUGAGCACAAAGAGUUUACAAUUAGCAUGAUUGACUCACAGCCCAUUCCAGAGAAAAUUGUGGAAGAGAUAGUUAAGGCAGCUGCCCUUGACCUAGACGAAAUUAUAUCAAACAUCGGUGAAUCCCUCCCUAUCAUAGAAUUGGAGAAACUUACCGAGACCGUCCCUCAACCUACUGAAGAAGUUGAAAGCUCGGAAAUCAAAAUAAUUAAAAAACGCAAAGUGAAAACUAGAAAGGGUUCCAAGCAGUAUGAAGUACAAAUCGUGGAAACUAUAGCACCGGACGAUGAUCAUGCAGAAGCAAAGGUUGUUGUUAUAACAACUGAAAUCGUUAAAGACAAUACUGAUGUACCAAUCGAAGAGCAAGCAGAAACUCCAAAGAAAACUAUAAGAAAGGUGAAAAAAGAUAAGCUCAAAGAAUAUAUAGUCAGCAUUAUUGAUGAGGCCUCAACAGAACUUUUAGCCAAAAUUUCUGAGGACGUGUCCCCUGUGGCAGAAGUGGAACCUUUAGAAGAUAAAGAUAUCACAAGUUUUAAAACUACAGUAGUUGACGAUGUUACCGAAGAUAAUGUUAAGCCAGAAGAGGAAUCGGUUGACAGUCCAACAGGCAAGCCAAAGGAUAAAAAGAAGAAAGCAGCUAAAUCGAAAAAGGUUACAGUAAUUGAAGAGCAGCCAGUUCAGGGUAAAGACAGCACUGAGGGAGAAGAAUAUCCUAGUAAGGAUGUGGAAACAUCAAAAUCAUCGUCGCACGAUGAAUAUUCAGUUGAGAUAACAGAAGUAGCGCCAAAGUCUAAGAAAAAGGUGCCGAAGAAUAAACUUGAGCAGCCCAUGCCUGUCCCGAUAUCGGAACACAAAGUUCGUCUUGAGGAACUCGCACCUGAAACAACAACCGAACAAGUUACUAACGAACAAGGAGAAGAGGUUGAAAGGGUUACAACUAAGCGAAGACUUAAAAAGAAGGAAGGUCCAAAGGAAUAUCUAAUUGAAGUUGUCGAAACAUACGAAGAAAAUAAGCCCGAGGCAGAAUUGGUUAUUCAGACUAUAGAAAUAACACCAGAAUCAGACUCUCAAGCACCUGAAGAUCACAAAAUUAAAAUUGUGAAAAAGAAAAAACCCAAAGAGGAAAAAAUUGACACUUAUAUUCAACAGUUAAUUGAAGAAGAAGUUCCGAAAACAGAGCUUGAUGUCUACGAAACAACCGAAUUGGAAUCAACCCCGGAGUCAAAGAAACCGAAGAAGAUAAAGAAACACCAUAAGAAAACCACCGAAAUAGUUGAUGGUAUUCCACAUACUGUACAUGAAUUUACCAUUCAAGAGUUCGAGCCAGAUGCAGAGCUAGUGCCCGAAACCAUCACAGAAAUUGAGGAUGAUAUAACCCCGAAAACACAGAUAGAGGAUUACGAAAUAGAGGUAUCAGAUGAACAGCCUAAACGUAAGCCGAAGAAAGAUAAGAAAUCAAAGGUGGUGGUGGUCGACCAAGAACCAGUCCAUAUUGAAGACAUUGGGGAAACUGUAGAAGUUACUAAGUUAGUUGAAGACGAUGGCACAACAAAAGAAGUUCAAGUAAAGAAGCGUAAGAUCGUUCGCAAGCAAGGUCCAAAGGAACAUGUUUUUGAAAUAACAGAGACAUCAAAUAAUGAUGAGCCUUUGGCCGAAGUUACCAUAAUUGAUAUUACAGAAGAUGAAAGGCCGACUGAUACAGUUGAACCACUUACGAAACGGAAGGCACCAAUCAAAAUGCCAAAGAAACUUAACCGCGAAGACGUGGACAGCUAUGUAAUUAAUGUAGUGGAAGAUUUUACAGAGCCAAUAGAAAAGAUUACACCAAUUCCUUCUCAGGUUUUGGAAAAGACAAUUAGUUUCGAGCCCCUUUUGAGUGAUGACGACACUGAAGAAAAAGAAAGCAACCCGUUCUUCAAAUUUGAGGUGAUUGAAUUAGAGCCCAAGGAAAUGCUAGAGGAAUUAAGUGAUGCUAACCGACCUGAAAAAGAACCCAAGAAGAAACGUAAAUUGAAGCUUAAAACAAAAUUAGAAGAAAAUCUUGUUGAGAUAGUUGAAAUUUCUCCACUUGACAGCAAUGAUAAGCAGUAUGAAGUUACCGUAACUAGUUCAGAGACUAAUGAGUAUCAGCCAAAGGAAAAGAAGAUAAUCAAAAAAAAAGUUAAGCGUAUGAAUAAAAAGGAGUUGGAUGACUUUAUCACAGAGCUUAAGGAUGAGCCUGAUCAAGCAUUCUAUGAAACCGCCAUGACUGAUUUCUUCGAAGUGAAGUUGAUUGAACUGGAACCUGAAGAGAUUCCUGAUGAUAAUGUAUCUCAAAAAACUAAAAAGCGUAGAAUUUUGCAUAAGCGUGGAGAAACAGAAGAGGUUUUAGAAAUUGUUGAAACUGUUCCUUCAUCCGGCGAGGAGCCAUUCUAUGAAAUAUCAAUCAAAUCAACUGAACCAGAAGAGGAAACUGAUACUCAAAAGCCAAUUGAAAGGCCAAAACCAAGAACUAAGAAAAUGAAAAAGGUUGAUCUAGAUGCGUAUAUACAGCAGCUGAUAAAUGCCGAGAUUCCAAUAACUGAACUUGAGAAGUAUGAAAAAACUGAAAUAGAUUCCAAGCCGAAGAAACCAAAGAAGCAUAAGAUCAAACAACCUAAGGCCCAUAUCGAUGAAGGUGAAGCUUUUGAAGUGGGUAUCGUACAGGAAGAACCAAUUAAGAAACCAAAGGUCAAGAAACCCAAGCCUCAACCAAAACUUGAAGAUGAAUCAGUAACUGAACCUGAAAGUGUUACUGAGCACAAAGAGUUUACAAUUAGCAUGAUUGACUCACAGCCCAUUCCAGAGAAAAUUGUGGAAGAGAUAGUUAAGGCAGCUGCCCUUGACCUAGACGAAAUUAUAUCAAACAUCGGUGAAUCCCUCCCUAUCAUAGAAUUGGAGAAACUUACCGAGACCGUCCCUCAACCUACUGAAGAAGUUGAAAGCUCGGAAAUCAAAAUAAUUAAAAAACGCAAAGUGAAAACUAGAAAGGGUUCCAAGCAGUAUGAAGUACAAAUCGUGGAAACUAUAGCACCGGACGAUGAUCAUGCAGAAGCAAAGGUUGUUGUUAUAACAACUGAAAUCGUUAAAGACAAUACUGAUGUACCAAUCGAAGAGCAAGCAGAAACUCCAAAGAAAACUAUAAGAAAGGUGAAAAAAGAUAAGCUCAAAGAAUAUAUAGUCAGCAUUAUUGAUGAGGCCUCAACAGAACUUUUAGCCAAAAUUUCUGAGGACGUGUCCCCUGUGGCAGAAGUGGAACCUUUAGAAGAUAAAGAUAUCACAAGUUUUAAAACUACAGUAGUUGACGAUGUUACCGAAGAUAAUGUUAAGCCAGAAGAGGAAUCGGUUGACAGUCCAACAGGCAAGCCAAAGGAUAAAAAGAAGAAAGCAGCUAAAUCGAAAAAGGUUACAGUAAUUGAAGAGCAGCCAGUUCAGGGUAAAGACAGCACUGAGGGAGAAGAAUAUCCUAGUAAGGAUGUGGAAACAUCAAAAUCAUCGUCGCACGAUGAAUAUUCAGUUGAGAUAACAGAAGUAGCGCCAAAGUCUAAGAAAAAGGUGCCGAAGAAUAAACUUGAGCAGCCCAUGCCUGUCCCGAUAUCGGAACACAAAGUUCGUCUUGAGGAACUCGCACCUGAAACAACAACCGAACAAGUUACUAACGAACAAGGAGAAGAGGUUGAAAGGGUUACAACUAAGCGAAGACUUAAAAAGAAGGAAGGUCCAAAGGAAUAUCUAAUUGAAGUUGUCGAAACAUACGAAGAAAAUAAGCCCGAGGCAGAAUUGGUUAUUCAGACUAUAGAAAUAACACCAGAAUCAGACUCUCAAGCACCUGAAGAUCACAAAAUUAAAAUUGUGAAAAAGAAAAAACCCAAAGAGGAAAAAAUUGACACUUAUAUUCAACAGUUAAUUGAAGAAGAAGUUCCGAAAACAGAGCUUGAUGUCUACGAAACAACCGAAUUGGAAUCAACCCCGGAGUCAAAGAAACCGAAGAAGAUAAAGAAACACCAUAAGAAAACCACCGAAAUAGUUGAUGGUAUUCCACAUACUGUACAUGAAUUUACCAUUCAAGAGUUCGAGCCAGAUGCAGAGCUAGUGCCCGAAACCAUCACAGAAAUUGAGGAUGAUAUAACCCCGAAAACACAGAUAGAGGAUUACGAAAUAGAGGUAUCAGAUGAACAGCCUAAACGUAAGCCGAAGAAAGAUAAGAAAUCAAAGGUGGUGGUGGUCGACCAAGAACCAGUCCAUAUUGAAGACAUUGGGGAAACUGUAGAAGUUACUAAGUUAGUUGAAGACGAUGGCACAACAAAAGAAGUUCAAGUAAAGAAGCGUAAGAUCGUUCGCAAGCAAGGUCCAAAGGAACAUGUUUUUGAAAUAACAGAGACAUCAAAUAAUGAUGAGCCUUUGGCCGAAGUUACCAUAAUUGAUAUUACAGAAGAUGAAAGGCCGAGUGAUACAGUUGAACCACUUACGAAACGGAAGGCACCAAUCAAAAUGCCAAAGAAACUUAAGCGCGAAGAUGUGGACAACUAUGUAAUUAAUGUAGUCGAAGAGUUUACACAGCCAAUAGGUACGUUCCCUCAAGUUGAGGAAAUUCUCCCUAAAGAGGAUGAUACGGUUGCACAAGCUGAAGAAAUUCCCUCAGAAGAUGUUGAAGAGGUGACUGAAGACAAAAUUCCCAAGCUUAAAACAAAAACUAUAAAGCCGAAGAAACCCAGAAAGAAAUCUGAAGAUCACACAAUUCGUAUUGAAGAACUUGCUCCUGAAACCAUUAUCGAAGAUAUUGUCAACGAAGAAGGAGAUGAAGUAAAGCAGGUAAAAACUACGAAGAAGCUGAAGAAAAAAGACGGCCCCAAGGAGUACUUGAUAGAAAUAACCGAAACCUAUCAAGAGAACAAACCAGACGCUGAUAUUGAAGUGACAACCUUUGAAAUACCUGUAGACGAAACAAGCAAAGUAGAUAGAGAUCAGCCUGUUAAGAUAGUUCAAAAAUUGAAAAAGAAGAAGGCCGUAAAGGAUGAUUUAGAUAAAUAUAUUCAAGAACUUAUUGAGCAAGAAAUUACAAAAACAGGUCUAGAGCAAUAUGAGCCCACGGAAAUUGAAUCGAGGCCCAAGCCGAAGAAAAAAGUAAAAACCCAUCAUAAAAAAAGUGUGCAAAUAAUUGAUAAUGUUCCCGUUACCGUUCAUGAGUUUGAUGUUACGGAAAUAGAACCUGAGCUUAUAGAGGAAGAUAAACCAUUGGUUAUUUCAGACAAACCUGAAGAUGAGACUUCUGAGAAUGAAGAGCCCGUAAAAUAUUUGGCAAAUGUUUUGGACGAGAUUUUAGAACCAACACAAACCCCUGAUGACAUAACUGACGAGCCGACAACCGCACCUAAGCGAGAGAAGUCACAGAAAAAGAAAAAGAUAGAAAAAGUUCCAGUAGUUUUAGAUGAAAUAUCUGAAUCUACUGAAAUUAUACAGCAGCCUACAGAAGACGGUGUUUUGAAAGAAUUUUCUGUGAAGAAGCGUAAGGUUACUCAUAGGAAGGGUUCCAAACAAAGCAUCUUUGAGAUAACUGAAACUACUAGCGAUGAUCAACCCAUGACAGAAGUAACUAUCGUAGAGCUAACGGAAAAUGAGUCAUCCAUUCCGGAAGAAGCCCCAACUGUUGAACAGAAAGUAGUAACGAAAACUAAGAAACUAAAUAAGGAAGAUGUACAGGAAUAUGUUAUCAAUGUUAUUGAUGAUUUUGUGCAAGAAUUGCCCCUUGAAGCAAUUGAGGACAUAGUAAAGGAAAUUCCCGAAAAGAAAAGGGUAAAGACUAAAAAACCUCCGAAGGACUAUAAAUUCAGGGAGACCGAAGAAAUUUUGGCCGAAGAAUUUGAAAAACCUAAGGAUGUUCCUGAAAUGCCAGAUGAGACAAAACUUGAAGUUCCAGUGGAGCCCACUGAUUUCACCAUAGGCGUUAGCGAAAAUGUUACUACAGAUGACAAGAAACCUAAAAAAGCGAAGAAGCCGGUAAAGUCACAGCCAGUUAAUGAAAUUGAAUAUGAGAAACAUCCAGACUAUUUGAUAAAGGUAUCGUCUACAGAGGAAACAGCGGCGAAUGAGUUAACAGAAACUGAAAGUGUGAACCUGGAAUCAGAGGAUGUACAGCCACAGGAGCCAGCUUUCCAUAUAGAAGAGAUCGAAACUAUACCAGAUGUAGUUGAAGAACAGGAUGAAAACAGUGCAACAACAAAGAAAGUCGUUAGUAAGCGAAAGAUCAGAAAGCAAGUUGGUCCUAAGGAAGAAAUCAUAGAAAUUGUCGAAACUGUCAAGGACGGGCUGCCUGAAUAUGAAGUCACAGUAACUACUGAAGAAGCCGAGAAAGAAGUUGAACAAAUUCCUCAAGAAGAGAAGCCAAAGAAGUUUAAGAAGACCAAAAAGGUUCCAAAGGAUGAUUUACAUGAGUAUAUACAAAAACUUAUUGAACAGGAUAUUCCGAAAUCAGAAUUAGAGAAGUACGAAAAAAUAGAUUUUGAUGAACCAGUCAAAAUGAAAAAGAAGAAGCCUGUGAAAAAGAUCCAAAUUACCGAAGAAGAAGUUAAGGAUGCCCCUGAAGUAUCAAUUAUAGAAGCUCCCGAAUAUGAAACACAUCCAUUGGAAAGUCCUUUGGAAGAAUCACAAUUGAUGGUUACUGUUAAAGAAUUUAUAGCACCAAUACCCAAAGAAAAAUCCUUUGAAGUUACAGUUCUUGAAGAACAUGUUGAAAAUAAGCCGAUUCCGGAUAGUGAAGGGGAAAUUAAAAUAAAGGAAGUAAAAACAAAGAAAAUAAAACACAAAAGGGAUCAGGAAGAGAUAAUUCAUGACAUAAAAGUUGUUCAUGAUAAAGAUACUGAUGAAUCCGAAAUUACUAUAGUAACAUCAAGUCCAAACGAAACUGAAGAUCAGCAGGAAGUUACUGUUAAGCAAAAGCGAACCAAAAAACUUAAAAAGGAUGAUGUUGAUGAUUUCAUUAAAACAGUUAUUGAAGAAGAUGUACCACGAGAACAGCCAUCUGACGUUGUUACCGUUACUGAGGAGACGGAUUCUCAGAAAAUACCUGAAAAAACAAAGAAGAUCAAAAAGAAGGAAAAAAGGCCGUCAUUGGAAGAGAAAUCAACGCCAAUAGAAAACGUAGAAGUUGUAGAGAGCUUACCAACGGAGGAACCAACUGAAGAAUUCCGCGUGGAUGUAGUGGAAGUAUCUCCCACCGUCGAGUCUGAUAAAGAAGGUGAAGUACCCCAAGAUCAUAGUAUACCUGAAAAGAAAAAGAAAUCUCCUAAGCAAAAGAUUCAAGUUAUUGAAGAACGACCUGAGAAAGAAACUGAUGUUAAGCCUUUGGAGAUUGUGGAAAAGGAGUUUGAUAUUGAAAAGCCAAUUGAGAAAGAAUACAGUGUCACUUUCACAGAAGAAGAAUCUAAGCCAAAGGACAAAAUAGAAAUGAAGCCGAAGGAGGUUAAGGAUAAGCAGGCUCAACCAGAGGAACAAACUUACCAAAUCUCUGUUAAGGAAAGUCAUAUUCAACUCGAAGACCUUCCUUUAACUAUAGAAAUGAUCGAAAGUGAAACGAAAGAGGAGGUAACCACAGAUGAUGCUGGCGAGGUCCAUAAAGUAGUUACAACAAAACAUAAGAUUAAACGUCCAAAGGGAGAAACGGAUGAAGUUAUUGAAAUAAUUGAGGUAGUUACUGAUGAUCAGCCUAACGCGGAAAUUACAAUUGUUGAGUACGAGCCGGUACAACCACAAGAGGAAGAAAAGGCCAAAGAACCGAAAAAGAAAUUAAAGAAAGUUAAAAAGGAUGAUAUUCAUGAUUAUAUACAAAAACUUAUAGACAUGGAGACUCCUAAAACUGAAUUGGAAAAAUAUGAGAAAAUUGAGUUCGAGCCAAUACCCAAAGAAAAACCUACGGAAACAACGCCUGUAACAGUGACAGAUGAAUCUCCAUCCGAGAAACCAAAGAAGGACAAAAAGUCUAAGCCGAAAGAGUUGCCCAUAAAAGAUGAAUCUUUACCAGAACCAUUGGCUGAAAUUACGGUUAUUGAGGAGGAAGAACAUGAAAAGCCAAAAUUGGUCGAAGUAGUGGAAGUUCAACCAGUGGAUGUCAAAAUUACAGAAACAAUCACUGACGAGGGCCAUCCAGUUCAAGAGAAAACUACUAAGCGAGUUUUAAAGAAAAAGGGUCCCGAGGAAGAAACCACUUUCAAGAUAACAACAAUUGAAAGCGAAGGCAGUGAUACCGUGACUGUUAUCGUCGACGAGGAACCUGAAGCCGUGCCAGUUGAGUCUAUUGAAACUCAACCAGAGAGUGCGGAAGAAGAGAAACCAAAGGCCAAACCGAAGCCUAAGAAAUCAGUAAAGAAGGUUAAAAAAGAUGAUUUGGAUGAAUAUGUUAAGAAACUUUUAGAGGAAGAACUACCAAAGACUGAAAAGGAAGUGUAUGAAAAAGUUGAAAUGCCAGAAAAACCGAAAGACAAAGCCCCAACAGAAAGUGUGACAGAGCAGGCAAAGCCUGCCGUGCCCGAAACCCCAAUAGCAGAUCUUGACUUGCCCUUACCUAAAAAGACGAAAAAACCUAGAACAAAACCAGUUGACGUAGGGGAACAAAGACAAGACGAACCAACGAAAGAGACUGUUUCUGAGACUAAAGACGUAACUGAAGAUACACCAACUCAAAUUGCACACCCCGAGGACACAGCCACUGCACAAAUUACACCAAGCGCACAAGAUGAAAUAUCUACUCAAGAUGACACUAAAGAUACAGUUCAAAAAACAGUUAAGCAUAAGAAAGCUAAGCCAGACACAGUUAAAAGCGUUGAAACAAGUGAAGCACCCGAAGCUUAUAAGGAUUAUCACAUAAACGUGAUUGAUGAAGAGCCCGAAGAAAAAGAAGUGCAGCCCGAUAAAAUCUUGGAAGUUAGAAUUAUCGAUGAAGUUUCUGAAGUCGAAGAGUCUCAGCCCAUCGUCGAAGAAGUCGAAGAGGAGGAUGAAAAACCGACAGCCGAGGAAACAAUUGAGGAUGUCACGAAGCCGAAGACAAAGAAAAAGAAGAUUGUCAAAAAGAAGACCCAUGAACACGAUGAAAUAAUACAAAAGCUGCUUGAACAAGAAAUUGAAAAAACAGAGUUGGAGAAAUAUGAGAAGGUCGAAUUUGAUACGCCCAAGAAACUGAAACCAGAAUUCGCUAAUCUCGAACCAAUUAAAAUUGAAAGGAAGGAACAGAAGCCCACAAAGGUCACAAUAGUUGAGGCCGCUGAGAUUCCCAAGAUGGUGAAGUUAAAGCCUGGCAAACGUAAGGAGAAACCGGCAGAAGAACAAACUGUACAACUUCCCAAAUUCAGGCUUAAGACUCGCAUGAUUAUGGUUGAAUAUCCGCCCACCCCGAUUAUACCAAAGUUGACAGACAUUGGUGCAAUUAAGCAGAACGGUGACCUCACCCGCAAUAUUGAGGAAGCGGAAGAGCUACUAAAGUUCAAGCCACACAAACCCAAGAAAAUUAAGAAAAUUAAAGAUGAUUUGGAGAAGGUGGAGCUUGAAAAGUAUGAAAAAUAUGUGAGUAGUGAAGAAGAACCGGAGGCAAAGCAACCAUAUCAAAAACCUGAAAAGGUACCAAAACCAGAAGAAACUCCGGAAGAAGUCAAACUUAAAAUUGGUAAGGGCAAGAAGAAGCCUAAGGAGGAAGAAUCUCCUGAAAAUGUUACGCUCAAAAAGAUACCACAAAAGCCCACAGAAUAUGAAGAAGAAAUUGAAAAGAAACCAAAAGAAAAGGAUGUGAUUGUAGCUGAAGAGCAACCAAGGCAGCCCAGGGAGCAGGAUAUACAAGUGGAACCAUUCGAACCAAUUGAUUAUGAGCGGCCUGAAUAUAUUCCAGAAGAACUUGAGGAAGUGGAAAAACCAGAAAAGCCGGAAAAGCAAAAGAAACCAAGUAAAACAAAGUAUAAGCCUAAAGAAAAAUCAAAGCCAGAACCGGAAACAAAUAUUACGGAAAUUGUUCCUGGAAAACCAAAAGAACAAGAAGAAGUGCCCGAUACUGACAUAAAGUUCCGCAAGCCCGAGAGUGAGGCACCAGAAGAGACGGAUUCUCAAAUUAAACUGAAACCAGUGAUAAAAACUACUGAAGAAACACCAAUUGAAGAUGUUGUUGACAAGACAACGGUUGAGGAGUCGAAGCCGCAGGAAAAGGUAAUCAAACCUGAAGACGAGGUUAAGAAGUCUAAGAAAUCUAAAGCGAAGCCUGCACAACAAAAAGAAGAAGAGAUUACUCAAGAGAAGCAGCCAGAAUUUGAGGUUUCAGUAAAGGAAAGCGAAGCCGUUAUUGAAAAGGCCGACGAUGUUGAGAUGCCCAAAGAGGUAAAGGUGAAACAAAAAAAACCGAAAAAAGAACCUGUGGCUGAAGUCGAAAUCGUGAAAGAACUGCCUGAGGCAACAGAAGUGUCAGAAGAAAUCCCUGUAGAGUACAAAAUAACAACAACUGUUUUAGAGCCGGAUGAAGCACCAAAAGAACAUCAAGUUAAAGUGGUUGACUUUGAUGAAAGGGAAGUUACCACUGAAGAGGUUGUUGAAGAAAAGGUUGUUACUAGAAAGAAGAAGCCGAAGCCAGAGCAGCCAGAAGAGUUUGAGGUCACGUUACAGGAGCCACAAUUAAUACAACCUGAAGCCGAAGAGGAAACAGUUGAAGUUGUGAUUCCUGUUCAACACCCCGAACAAGAAAGUGAAGAAUUUGAAGUCGAGUUGAAGAUAACCGAACCACAACCAGAAGAGCAAAAUGUCGUUGUGAAGAAAAGGCCUAAGAAGAAGCCUGUGGAAAAAGUAGAGGAAGUGAAGCAAGACGUGGUAAAAGAAGUGGAGACGCAACCGGAAGAGCAAAUAGAAAAAGAUAUUUUGCAGGUGGAAGAUGUAGAAAAGGUUGAAGAAACACAAGCGAAAUCUUUCGAAUUCCAAGUGACUGAAACCGAUGCCCCUCUAAUAAAACCAGCAGAAGUCAUUGAAGAAAAACCAAAAGAAACGGCGAAGAAACCAGCUCCGAAAUUGAUUGAGAAAUUCGACUCUUAUGAAAUUUCCGUCAAUGAAUCUCAGGUGGAUAAAGUAAUUGAGCAGGUGGAACAACCCGAGGAAGAUGUUCCUGAAGAAGUUCUAAUUACCACAAAAGCAAAAGAACCGGAACCAAUAGAAACAGAGUUUGUGAUAACGGAACCAAAACCAACAGAAGAGAGUCAUGUAGAAGCGGAAGUCAAGCCAAAGAAAACAAAGAAGCCUAAGAAAACUGAAGAGGCCACUUGUCUUGAUAUUAAAGUUGUUGAAGAAGUGCCUGCUCCAGAAGAAAUAAUAGUUGAAGCUGAACAACCUGAUGUUGUUGAAAAGGAAACAGUUCCCGCUAAAGAAACACCAAAAGAAUAUAAGAUUCGGGUAUCUGAUACGGAAAUUGAGCAACCAGAAGAACCAACUGCUGCAGAAUUUACUGUGAAGAAACCGAAAUCUUCCCUUGUUGCUGCAGAAGAACCGGAAGCAGAGUUUGUUUUAAAAGAGAGCAAGCCUGUAGAAGAAGUAACCGAAGCAGCCGAAAUAAAAACGAAGAAGCCUAAAAAGAAAGUUAAGGAAGUUGUGGCGGAAGAACUUAAGAUCCAAAUCAAAGAAGAGAUUCCUCAAGAAAUUCCCGUAGUGGAAGAAAUCAUUGAGGUUGUGACAGAAAAAGAGGAGGAUGUCCCUUCUGUUGAUUAUAAAUCGUAUGAAAUUGGUGUGAAGGAAACAGUACCUGAAAAACCUGCCGAGGAAGAAGUAAUUGAGGAGCCAUUGGUAAAGGAGCCAGUAAUCGAAGAGGAAGCACCUACUGUUGAAUACAAGUCCUAUCAAAUAGGUGUGAGAGAGACAGUAGCUGAGAAGCCUGUUGAGGAAAUUCCAGCAGAAGACCAAUUGGUAGAGGAGCCUAAAGUCAAAGAGCCACAGCCAGAAGUCUUUGAAGAACUUAAAGUCAGAGUUAUCGAAGAGACACCCCGUGAAGUUGUAGAAGAAGUUCUCGAAGAGCGCAUUAAGGUGCACCGCAAGAAAAAGCCGAAGCCAGAAAUUACAGAAGAGCCAGAGGCUGAAAUAAGCAUUCCCGCUUCAAAACCUGUUGAUGAAGUGGAAGCGGUCCAAAGCGUUACCAUUGUACCUGAGAUUCCGACUGAAGAGGAUGCUGCAGAGCUUAAGAUAACUAUUAUUGAUGAAAUAUCUCAGCCGCAAGAACUUAUUCAGGAGAUUGAAGAAAUCGAAACCGUUAAGGAAUCAGUCGCUGAGCCGGUACCGGUAGAAAAGCCAAAAGACUAUAAAUUCAGUAUAAAAGAAUCUGAGACGCCAAAGGAAAGUAUCGAGGAAUUGCCCGAAGAACAGGUUACCAUUCAGAAAAAGAAGAAAGUUCCGGAGCAAAAAGAAACGGUCGAAGACUUACCCGAAGAGCAGGUUACCAUUCAAAAGAAGAAGAAGAAGCCUGAACCUCAGGUUAUAGAAGAACCCGAAGCCGUUUUCGAAAUCAAACAAAAACAACCAGUGGAAGAAGUUACGGAGGAGGCUAAAAUAAAGAAGAAGCCGAAGAAACCGGUAAAGGAAGAAGAGGCAGCUGCAGAGCUUAAAGUUACUGUGAUCGAGGAAUCUGCACCAGAACCAAUAAUUGAAAUCGUCGAAGAAAUUGAAGAGCAGCUGGAAGAGACCCCUGAAGUUGUGCCAGUUGAAAAACCCACUGAGUACAAAUUCAAGCUGGAAGAAAGCCAACCCGAAGCUCCAGAAGAAAUUGAGGAAGAGGAUGUUCAGAUGGUGAGCUUGCCCAAGAAAACUCCAAAGGUCAUUGCACCGAUUGAAGAACCUGAAGCUGAAGUUGUCCUUAAACCCAAAUCGAAGCCUGAAGAAGUACAGGAGGAAGUCAAAAUAUCAAAGAAGAAACCCAAAAAGAAGGUUGUAGAGGAAGCCGCUGAAGAACUAACAGUUAAGGUAGAAGAAGAAGUAACUCCUGAGCCUAUAAUUGUGGAGGAAGAAGUUGUAGAAGAAGUUGAAGUUAAGAAACCAGAAGAACCAACACCCGAAGAAACAGUCGAUGCUGCCGUUUUCAAACUGAAGAAGCCAGUUGCACCUGAGGAAGAGGAUGUGGUCGCUGAAGUUACUUUGAAACCAAAGCUACCCAAGGAGGUGCAAGACGAAGAGUUCGCAGUCGAUAUCAAACUGCCAAAAGAAAAGAAGGUUUCUGAAGAAACAUCGGAUGAAACUGUGCAGCUCAAGAAGAAGAAGAAGCAACAUAAACCAGUGGAAGAAGCUGCGGAUGAGCUACAACUUCAGCAAACUGUUAUCGAAGAGAGACCAAUAGAGAUUGAAGAAGAAGAAAUCAUUGAGGAAGCCGUUGUAGUAAGAAGGAAACCAAAGAAACCUUUCCAACCAACGGUAGAAGAACAUGAAGAAACUGAAUUCAGUCUCUCAUUUAAAAAGCCUCACACUGUAACUGAAGGUGUCGAAGAAGCAGCAACAGUUCUUAAGAAACGUCCAGUAAAACCCAAGACCCAAGACGAAGCUGCAGCAGAACUGUCAAUUAAGCGCCUGGAAGAAGAAUACGAAGAAGGGGAUGACGUUGAAGAAUUUUUGGUUAGCCAACGACCCAAGCCAAAGCCACUGCAAGUUACCGAUGAAGAAGACCAAGAGUACACUAUCAAAAAGCUCAAGCGACGCAAGAAGGUGGACAUUCCUGAAUUCUCUGAUGUUGAAAAUGUUACUUUCCGACCAAAGACCACCAAGACUAAAGAAGACGUUGACCAAGAGUUUAAUAUUGCCCUAGACUCCUAUGCUGAGGAGGAAGUGUCCAUGUCUGGAAAGGUGAAACUUAAGAAACCAAUUAAGAUGACCUACUCGGAAGCCACUGAUGAGGCAAGGAUUAAGAUUUUACAAGAUUAUGAUGACGGUGAAGGUCCAAUAAUUGAAGAAAUACAUGACGAUGAAGAUACUAUUGAUGAAGUUGAGGAGCCUGAAGAGUACUUGGUUGAGGAGCUUCCUCCAGACGAGGUUGACUUUAAGCUAAAACCGAAAAAGCAGCCCAAGCCACACUAUUCAGUCCAAGACGAAGAAGAGGAACAAUUUCUGAUUGGUCUUCGCCAUGCCAAACGUGAUUCAGUGACGUACGAUGAAGAUUCUCUUACAUUCAAAAAGAAGCGUAAAAUCGUGCAACAACUUUUCAAUGAAGAUGGCGCUUCUCUUAACAUUACUAGGGAAAUGGAUGUGGAAGAAUCUCAAUUCGAGAACAUCAUGUAUUCUAUUUGCAAUUACAUUGCUGAUAACGAUGAGGCAAUCAAUUUGGUAGAGGGUGAAAAAGUACAGGUUAUUGGACGCCAUAGCUCUGAAUGGUGGUAUGUCAAGAAGAGCAUUACGGAAGAGGAAGGUUGGGUGCCUGCCCAAUAUCUUAUGGAGCCCGCGGAAUAUGCCCAAUAUGUGCAGAAUAAGCUGCAUGAAAAGAUUGAUAAGCUACCCGUGUUUGAAAGACCUGGACCUCAAGACAAGCCGAUAGCACCGCGAUUCAUUGAAAAGUUACAACCAAUACACACACCUGACGGUUAUACAGUGCAAUUCGAGUGCAAGGUCGAAGGUAGUCCGAGACCACAGAUCGCUUGGUUCCGCGAAACAGCCAUCAUAAAACCCUCACAGGACUUCCAAAUGUUCUACGAUGAUGACAAUGUAGCCACAUUGAUAAUUCGUGAAGUCUUCCCCGAAGACGCUGGCAAAUUCACUUGCGUGGCCAAGAAUGCCGCUGGUUUCACUUCCAGUACAACCGAAUUGAUUGUCGAGAGUCCGCUAUCGGAUCAUGGCUCAGAUGCCACGGCACUUUCGCGCAGAAGCAUGUCCCGUGAAUCUUCCUUGGCUGAUAUACUUGAGGGUAUACCACCAACAUUUUCGCGUAAGCCAAAGGCCCAAUAUGUUGAUGAAGGUACCAAUGUAAUCUUGGAGUGCCGUCUUGUUGCGGUGCCCGAGCCUGAGAUCGUUUGGACCUUCAAUGGUGAAGACAUUGAUGAGGAAGAGAUUAAAAAUAUUCGGAUUGUUACCGAAUCGGAUAUGCACAUGUAUUGCAGCGUUGUGCAUAUUACAAAAGUUAAAAAAUCUCAAGAGGGCACAUACGAAGUUAUAGCCACAAAUCGCGAGGGCGAAGCUCGUUUGCCCAUCACAUUGAAGGUACGAACCUCGGACAAAGAAGCUCCUCAAAUUUUGGAACCUUUGCGUAAUAUGGUGAUACGUGAGGGUGAAAGCGUUGUGCUAUCGACACAAAUUGUUAGUAAUCCAGUGCCAAAGGUAACCUGGUACAAGGAUGGCAAGCCCAUUAAGAAUGCCAAAUCAGAAAAAGACUUACAUACUCUAACACUGAUUACACCAAAGAAGUCGGAAAAGGGUGAAUAUACAGUCAAGGCUGUCAAUCCAUUGGGCGCUGUGGAAACCACUGCUUAUCUUACAAUUGAAGAACCCACCAGUGGUAAUGCAGAGCCUCCAUUAUUUGUGGAACGUUUCGAGGAGCAAUCGGUGCCGCAAAAGAGCGAGAUUCGCUUACCUGCUAAGGUUUCCGGAAAUCCAGUUCCUGAGGUACAAUGGCUGUUCAACAAUAACCCAUUGUAUGCCAGCGAGCGAGUGCAACAGAUUUAUGAUGGCGAAAAUAUUGAGCUCAUUAUACAGAAUGCCAAUCCAGAAACUGAUUCGGGUGACUACAAAUGUAUUGCCAGCAAUCCCAUAGGCAAAACAUCACACGGUGCACGUGUGAUUGUUGAGGUCGAUGAGGUGACCUUUACCAAGAAGCUGAAAAAGACCAUUACCAUUGAGGAGGUGCAAUCCCUGACAUUGGAAUGUGAAACCUCUCAUGUGGUCUCAACCAAAUGGUUCUUCAAUGGCAAGGAGCUGAGCGGCAUGGACCAUCGCGUUGUCGUUGAGGAUGGCAAGACUCAUAAGCUGGUCAUUAGGAAUACAAAUCUACGCGACUCCGGUACAUAUGUAUGCAAGGUAAAGAAGCAAGAGACGCAAUCAACAGUGGAGGUGCUGCAACGUAAGCCAGACUUCCUAAAAGUGCUAGAAGACUAUGAGGUAACCGAAAAGGACACAGCCAUUCUGGAUGUCGAGCUGACAACGGAAGCUGUAGAGGUCACCUGGUACAAGGAUGGCGAAAAAAUCACACCUGAACACAAAAACUGUGAGUUCAUCAAGGAUGGCAAAUCGAGGCGCUUAGUCAUACGUGAUACUACAAUUCAUGAUGAGGGCGAAUACACGUGCAAGCUGGAGGGCCAGGAGUGCAGCGCAGAGCUUACUGUCAUUGAACUGCCACCAGAGAUUAUAAAACACUUGGAGGACAUCAACGUCACAAAGGGUGAAAAUGCCACGUUCAACAUUGAGCUGAGCAAGGGCGAUGCACUGGUAAAAUGGUUCAAGGAAGGCAAAGAAAUCAAGUUCACUGAGCGCAUACAGCUAGCGAUUGAUGGUAAAAAGCAAUCACUGCGUAUUUUGAAGGCCAAGCCUGAAGAUGUAGGCGAGUAUUCCAUUCAAGUUGGAGAGCAAACAUCUAAGGCGAAGCUGACAGUUGAGGAGCCAUUAGUAGACUUUGUGCUUCGGUUGCCCGACGUCACGCUGGCUACCAAGACCACAGAUGCUGAAUUCACAGUCGAGCUCUCUCAGCCCGAUGUGGAGGUUACCUGGUACAAGAAGGGCAAGCCCAUCAAGCCGAAUAAGAAGCAUGAGGUCUUCGUUGAGGGCACUGUUAGGCGUCUGGUCAUUCAUGAUGUUAGCGACGAUGAUGCGGGUGAGAUCAGCUGUGUUGCCGAAAACGUCACCAGCAGCAGUAAGCUUUGCGUUGAGGAGCUUAAACUGCCGCCCGUGAUUACUUCUGACAAGGAUCAAACCAUCAAAGUGAAGGAGAACGAAGACGCUACCUUCACUGUCAAAUACACUGGCACGCCCACACCCGAAGCUGAGUGGACGACGCGCAAAAUUGUCAUUCCCAAGUCGAAGCGUACUAUUCCCACUAUUGAUGAACAAUCCGCAACUCUGACCAUCAAGAAGGUUGUCGACGAUGACGAGGGCGAGUAUACGGUUAAGCUUGUAAAUCCUGUGGGUGAGGCAGAAGCCAGCCUACAUUUGGUCAUUAUGCGCAAACCCACGGCGCCAGGCACACCUCAGCCUUUGGAGGUGAUGCACGAUUCAAUUACACUUUAUUGGAAGGCCCCGGAGGAUGAUGGUAAAUCUGAAAUUAUUGAAUACAUUCUGGAGUAUCAUGAUGUGAAGCAGGAAAAAUGGACUGAGAUACGCAAGAUUAAAGAUACAACUUAUACCAUCAGCAAGCUGAAGAUCGAUACAGAAUACGUAUUCCGUGCGAUUGCAGUCAACGAAGUUGGCCCAUCGCCGCCCUCACCCAUCUCAUCACCCAUACGCCUGAUGCCUAAGGUUGAAACCGAAGCACCCAGCGUACGUGAGCCUUUGCAGGAUAUUGUCAGUGAUCUGAAUAAGGAGGUGACACUGUCCUGUGUGUUUGGGGGCAUUCCAGAGCCAAGUGUUACAUGGAAAAAGAAUGGCCAAGUCUUCGAGUCGAGUAGCUUGCGCUACGAGAAUCGUGUUGCCAAAUAUACCAUUGAAAAGACUACUAUUGAGACUGAAGCCACAUAUACAUGCGUGGCUACUAAUGAGAAGGGCUCCGUGGAAACGUCGUGUAGACUUAAACUGCAGCAGAAGCCAGUCGUAGAAAUUGGGGAGAAGUACUUGACCCAAAAACUGCGCACUGGCAGCACUCUCACCAUUCCAGCAACAGUCCGUGGCUAUCCUCAGCCAACUGUGACCUGGCACAAGGAGACCGUCGAACAGAAGUCAACCACCAAGGAAAUCACCAUUGAAACGACAGAGACUAGUUCCACAUACACCCUUAAGAAGGUAACACGCGAACACUCUGGGCGGUACAAAGUGACGGCAACAAAUGAAUCGGGAACCAGCUAUGCAGAGUGCACGGUUCAAGUGAUUGACAAGCCAAGCAGGCCACAAUCCCUGGAGAUUAAAGACAUUAAAAAGGAUUCUAUUACCUUGGAAUGGACGCCACCUAUCGACGAUGGCGGCAUGGAGAUAAAGCAGUAUACGCUAGAAAAAUGCGAUGUACAGAACAAUGUCUGGAUGAAGGUUUCAGAUUUCGAUAAGGACAUCAACUCGUACGCCAUUCAAAAACUUUCCAUGAAUGCCCAGUACAUGUUCCGAGUGGUGGCUAUUAACCCCAUAGGUGAAUCGGAGCCAACGGAGAGUGAGACUGUGACCAUAACAAAGAGAUUUGAAAAACCAACUCCACCUCGUGAUCCUACUUCGGUGUCUGGCAUGAACGAUACUUCAUUUACAUUAUCCUGGGAGCCGUCGGAGAACGAUGGUGGUUCCAAGAUAAUUGAAUACAUUGUGGAAAUAAGGGAAGAGACUGAAACCGUUUAUCGCUCUGUGGGCAGUACAGCGGGCACGGUAACAAACAUUCAAGUUGAAAAAGUUGUGAAGAACAAGGGCUAUCUGUUCCGGAUCUACGCUCGAAACGAGGUUGGCACCAGCGAUGCGUUCGAGACAACAGAAAAGAUUGUUGUUGGACGCAAGAUAACGCCGCCAUCGCCACCUCAAAAUCUGAGAGCACCAGAUGUAACAAGUCGCAGCGUAACUCUCGAUUGGGAGGUACCAGCCAGAAACGGUGGUUCAGAAAUUACUGGCUAUUGCGUGGAAAAACGUUCCUCAACAUCAACAAGCUGGUCAAAGGUUAUUACUUUGGAUGCACAUCAGCUGCACUACACCAUAGACAAUUUGAAAGAUAAGUGCGAGUAUUGGUUCCGUGUGUCAGCGGAGAAUGAGGUUGGAUUAGGUGCACCAGCCGUCACAGAAAGCAUAUCGCUAAAAACACAUGCAACCGUACCAUCGCCGCCAACUGCUCCACUGGAGGCGCGAGUCAUUGCUGCCAAUGCCCACGUAUUCGAAUGGGGUAUACCCGAGUCAGAUGGAGGUGCGCCACUGCUCGGCUAUCACAUAGCCAUACGUGACAUGAAGAAGUCCAUGUGGAUUGAGGUUGGUCGGGUGCCAGCGGGUGUGCAGAAAUUCCAGAUAAGAGACUUGCAAGAGAAUCACGAAUAUAUGAUACGUAUAUUUGCUAAGAACGAGAUUGGUCUGAGUGAACCUCUCGAAUCAGAGGAGCCAUACAAAAUCAUGACUGCAGGUCAUGCCAGCCUGCCCGACGAGCCACGCACGGAGAUGAGCACAUGCAACACAUCCUCGUGGCUGCGGGAUCAUAAUAUGGAUGCGGAUAUACACUCGUAUGCGCGCGGUCGGCUGCUUCAACGCGAUGAGUACUUCUUCCGUCUCUGGGCACAAAUGCCCAAGAAGAAGAAGAAGAGCUCAAAGUAGACAACAACAAAAACCAAAACAAAAAUAAUAACAAAAACUCAAGCAAAUAGCCAUGACAAAACGAAUGAAAUUUAGGUUAGGUUAAGCAUAUUUCAAUUGUAUUUUAAUGAAUUCUUGAUUUUUAUUAGCUUUUUAUUACUUUUAAUGUACCCAUGUAAAGAGAAUGUAAUGUUCGGAUUUGCGUCCAGCAACAAUGAUGUCCACGAAACUCAAUCAGAAAAGGGCGAGCGAAGACAAACUUAAUGUUUUGAGUGCGUGGACGUGGCUGUUAGAUUGUGACGUCACUGGCCCAUUACAUAAUCUAUGAAAGAAAUUUAUAUUUUUAAUUUGCAUAAAUUCGUAUAAUUUCCUUCGCUUUAUUUUUGUAAGCUGUGAUAAAUUUAUCAAAUUCGAAAGCGUCAAACGAUAAAAUGCCAUGACAUUUGUGCCACGACACAUCGCGCAUCGGGCAACGGGCAGCCAACGGGCCAACAGCCAACAACCAGCAGUAUCGUCGACAACAACAACAACAACAAUAACAACCACAACAACCAACAAGAACACACAUUAUAGCAACAAGAACCGUUACAACACAACACAAGUGACUCAAUAUCCUCUAGGGAGACAAACAACAAAUGGUGCAAUUCGAUAUGAGUUACGAGUAUGUUGUGUAUGUGUGUGCAUGUCGGUCUGUCUGUGUGUGUGUGUACGUGUGUGAGUGUUGCGUUGUGCGUCGCGCUGACUGGCCCUUGCCUUUGCCGUGUGCUCGCUGUGAGCAAAUUUAUGGCAUCCAGAGGGUUACAUAACUAUACUUAUAUUGUGGAAGAGCCCAACAUGACUUUAAAGAAACAAAA